Messenger RNA from Amphibalanus amphitrite, 55095 nucleotides. RefSeq lists its product as uncharacterized. The record is from RefSeq and is a predicted model, not a curated record. The transcript has 130 exons. Gene Ontology annotation, molecular function: calcium ion binding. Lineage: Eukaryota; Metazoa; Arthropoda; Thecostraca; Balanomorpha; Balanidae. Bases 85 to 54138 code for a protein of 18017 amino acids.
GGUCAGUCUGAGACGGACUGGUGAGACGCCAACACCGCCAAGCCGAGAGCUGCGGAGCCUCGGCAGUGAGCGGCCUCGUCAGCCAUGUUGAAGGCUGAGAUGCCGUUCCUCGUGGGACUGGUAGUCUGGACUACCAUCGUCGCCACGACGUUCGGUCAGGUACCACCACCCCGGUUAGACUACGGUGGCCUCACGCAAGAAGUGUUUUUCCUAAACUUAGAAGAUGGCUAUUUUGGCUGCCAAGUAAACGAGAGCUCCGAGGUGCUGCAGCUGUUUGAGCUGUCCAAGCUGUGUGAUGGCGUGCCUCAGUGCUAUCUCGGCUCUGACGAGCUGGUUAAAGAGCUUAAGUGCACAAACACAUGUCAGCUGGCCACCGGCCGGCCCUGUGUCAACGGUGCCUGCCUAGAUUCUCAAUGCUACUGUAACGAUGGCUUCGGUGGCAAGGGCUGCGAGAUGCCCGAUGAGAAUGAAUGCAAGUACCGCCCGUGCGACAUCUUCGCGCGGUGUACAAACACGAUGGGCGGCUUCUUCUGUUCCUGUUUCCCGGGAUACGAAGGCGACGGCACAACUUGCACAGAUAUCGACGAAUGUCUGGACCCAGAGCUUGCAGCCCGGUGCGUCCCCAACGCCGAGUGCUGCAAUCUCCCGGCCCACUACGUCUGCAAGUGCAAGGAGGGCUUCGAGGGCAAGGGCGACGAGGAAUGUCGAGAUAUCGACGAGUGUUCCAGGCCGGACGCCUGUGGAGCCAACGCCAUCUGCCAGAACUACCCGGGAAACUACACCUGCACCUGUCCGGAGGGAUACGUCGGCAACGCCUACGACGGGUGUGUCGACUACGACGAGUGUAACGAGCGAGGCAUGUGCGGCCCGAACGCCCGCUGUCGGAACACGGUCGGCGGCCACGAGUGCUCCUGCGACGCCGGCUUCGUGGGCGAUCCGUACUCGCGCAGCGGCUGCAUUGACGUGAACGAGUGCACCCGGGAUCCGUGCGGAGCCGGCGCGCUCUGCAAGAACACGCCGGGCAACUACACCUGCCAGUGCCCGCCCGGCUUCCGCGGCGACCCGCUCGUCCAAUGUCAGGACCUGGACGAGUGCCUGGAGGGCACGCCGCUGGGCCCGGGCGGCGAGGCUCGGAACGCCAGCUCUCUGUGCGGUGCCGGCGCCAUGUGCAUGAACACGGCCGGCAGCUACAAGUGCGCCUGUCCGCCCGGCUACACGGGCGACCCCGCCGACGCCUGCUCGGACAUCAACGAGUGCGGCCGGCCCAUGACCUGCGGCGUGAACGCCGCCUGCCGCAACGAGCCUGGCGGCUUCGCCUGCUUCUGCCCGGAGGGCUUCAGCGGCGACGGCCGCGUCUUCUGCGAGAACAUUGACGAGUGUGCCAAGAACCCUUGUGGAGCCAACGCCCGCUGCAUUGACACCGUGGGCGCCUUCACGUGCCAGUGUCUGCCCGACUACACCGGCAACCCGUACAAGGGCUGCACAGACAUCAACGAGUGCGUCGUGUACGGCAAGCCGUGCGGCGACUACGCCAUCUGCAAGAACACCGAGCCGGGAUACUCGUGCCGGUGCCCGCAGGGCUACCAGGCCAACCCGACCCCGGCCGUCGCCUGCGAACAGGUUGACGUCAAGAUCCUCUGCAAAUCCAACUUCGACUGUGUCAACAACGCCGAGUGCAAGGAGGGCCAGUGCUUCUGCAAGAGCGGCUUCGAGGAGCGCGGCACAACAUGUGUGGACGUCGACGAAUGCGCCAAGUCGCCGUGCGGGGCCAACUCGCACUGCGUCAACGUGCCGGGCAGCUACCGGUGCGAGUGCGACGCCGGCUUCAUCGGCAAUCCGCCGAGCACGCCGUGCAGAGCGCCAUGCGACGGUAUGGAGUGUGGCCCGCACGCCAAGUGCAAGCCCGACGGCCUGGAGGCGCUGUGUAUCUGCGACGACGGCUGGACGUACGACCCCGUCAACGUCAAGGCCGGCUGCGUGGAUGUGAACGAGUGUGACCCGGCGCUGGGGCCGUCCGGUAUGUGCGGCGAGGGAGCCGUGUGCACCAACACUGCCGGCAGCUACAGCUGCGCCUGCAAGCCGGGCUACUCGGGCAACCCGCAGGUCAAGUGUGUCGACGUGGACGAGUGUCGGCGGCCGGGCGCCUGCGGCACCGGCGCCCUCUGCACCAACACCCCUGGCGGCUACAAGUGCUCGUGCCCUGAGGGGACCGAGCCGGCGCCGGACGCGCAGACCCUCUGCGUGGCGCUCAUCACCUGCACCGGCGACGAUGAGUGUCCCGGAAACUCCAUGUGCGACCCGGCCGGACAGUGUCUCUGCCCCGAGCCCAACGUUGGAAACGACUGCAGACACCCGUGCGAGGACGUCUUCUGCGGCCCGAACGCCGAGUGCAUGCUCAUCAACGGCCUGCCGAAGUGCAUGUGCGCCUCGGGCUUCACUGGCGGCGCGCUGAGCGGCUGCGUGGACAUUGACGAGUGCGCCGGCUCGCCGUGCGCGCCCGGCGCCGUCUGCCGCAACAGCCGCGGCAGCUUCGUCUGCGAGUGUCCCAGCGGCUCCGAGGGCGACCCGUACCGCCAGGGCUGCAUCGAGUCCAAGGAGGGCUCGUGCGGCCCGCAGCACCCGUGCCCGCCCAACGAGGACUGUGUCCGCGACGAGGGCGUCGGCAGUGACGUCUGCGUCUGCAUGCGCGGCUACCGACGCGACGGCGCCUUCGGCAAGUGCGUCGACAUCGACGAGUGCACGGACACCGCCGCGUCGGCGGCCGGCGUGUGUGGCGCCAACGCCAUCUGCACCAACAAGCCCGGCACCUACGACUGCACCUGUCCGCCCGGGUUCGCCGGAAACGCCUUCUCCAGCUGCGAGCCGCAAUCGAAGAGCGGCUGCCUGCCUCCGUUCAAGCUGAUCGGCGGGGUGUGCGCACUGGGCCGGUGCUCGGGCGCCAAGGGCUGUGGACCUGGAGCGCGCUGCGUUCAGCUGGGCCGCCAGAGCUACUGCGUCUGCGACCAGGGCCACGUCGCUCAGCCCGACGGAACCUGCCAGGACGUAGACGAGUGCUCGGAGCCGACCUCGGACGGACGCCCGCCAUGCGGUGUCGGCGCCGACUGUAUCAACCUGGUCGGCUCGUUCGAGUGCGCGUGCCCCGAGGGCAGCUCGGGUAACCCCUACAGCGGCUGCACGGCCAACAAGGUCCAGUGCGGCCGCGACAGCGACUGCGGCCAGAACGAGAAGUGCGUGCAGCCGGGCCAGUGCGUCUGCCCGCCGCCCUACUACUCCGAUACAGAGGACGGCAACAGGUGCAAGAGUCCGUGCCAGCGGUUCCCGUGCGGCGUGAACGCGCGCUGCACUCCGUCUGACCCACCAAAGUGUCUCUGCGACGCCGGCUACUCGGGCAACCCGUACGAGGGCUGCCGGGACCAGGACGAGUGCCGCGACAACCCGUGCGCUCCCGGCGCCAGCUGCAUCAACGAGAAGGGAAACUUCAAGUGUAUCUGCCCGGCCGGAACACAGGGCGACCCCUUCGUGGGCGGCUGCACGGGCGCCGCCUCUGGCUGCGCGUCCGACAACGACUGCGACGGAAAGCUGGCCUGCGUGAGCGGAGAGUGCCGCAACCCGUGCGAGCAGCUGCCGUGCGGUGCCAACGCCGUCUGCGAGCCCGAGGGCCACGCCGCCUGGUGUCGCUGCCUGCCCGGCUUCAAGAAGGCCGACGGCUCCAACGACUGCGUCUCAGAGUGUGACGGCUACUUGUGCGGUGACAAUGCCGAGUGCAUCGUCUCCGCUGACGGCCCCACCUGCAAGUGUCUGGAGGGGUACAACGGCAACCCGUUCCCGGGUGGCGCCUGCUCGCCGGACGUCUGCUCGCCGCGCAACCCGUGCCAGGGCUCAGAGGUGUGCGUCUCCUCGCGCUGCAAGGUGCGCUGUGAGGGUGUCACCUGCGGCAUCGGCGCCAAGUGUGACAAGAACACCAACAAGUGCGCCUGCCUGCCGUUCCACGUCGGCAACCCUGAUCUGCUCUGCGUGCCACCCACCCUUCCGCCAAUGUGCGAGCCCGCCUGCGCCAAGAACGCCCACUGCGAGUACGGCCAGCCCAACAAGUGUGUCUGCAACCAAGGCACUUCCGGCAACCCGUACGAGGGCUGCGGCGCCUCGGCGCGCACCUGCAGCACUGCCUCGUGCGGAAAGGGCGCCACGUGCAAGGAGGGCGGCGGCCGCGUGGACUGCGUGUGCCCGGCUGGCUACCGCGGAAACCCGUACGUCGAGUGCACAGAUGUCGACGAGUGCAUGGGCAACUCGUGCGGCAUGAACGCCCUCUGCAUCAACACACCCGGCUCGUACGACUGCCGCUGCAAGCAGGGCUUCCAGGGCAAUCCGUUCCUGAUGUGCAUGCCGCCGAGCUCGACCAGAACCGACUGCGCCAGCAACCCGGAUAACUGCCAGUGCUCCGGCUCCAACGCCUGCCCCACCGGAUACAAGUGCAGCUCAGGCAAGUGCGUGAACCUGUGCGCUGGCGUGGCGUGCGGACCGAACGCUGUGUGUAGUGGAGGCAAGUGCUCGUGCCGCGCUGGCUACGAAGGAGACGCGUCCGACCCCAAGGUGGGCUGCUCCACUGGCGGCUGCCUGAACGACCUCUACUGCCGCGACGACGAGAUCUGUCUGCCGGCGGCCGGCGGCCAGCGCCGUUGCGUCAGCGCCUGCUCCAAGCUCUCCUGCGGCUCCAACGCCUACUGCGUCACCGAAAACCACCGGUCGAGUUGUCUCUGCAAGGACGGCUUCAGCGGCGACCCGAGCAACCCGCGCGUCGGCUGCCAGCCCACCACGCCUGUCGACCAGUGCAAGACGUCCCGGGACUGCCCCAAGGAUCGGUCCGUCUGCACCCUGGGAGAGAGCGGUCAGAAGCAGUGUCUCGACCCGUGCAGCACCUUCUUCUGCGACCAGAACGAGGUGUGCUCGGUGCGCAGAUCGCGUCCUGUCUGCCUCUGCCGUGACGGCUUCAAGAAGAACCCGCGCACCAACCGCUGCGAGAGUCCCGGAGUGCCUGAGUGCGCCAGCUCCGACGACUGUCCGGUCACGCACGCCUGCCUGGCGGACGCCCUCAAGGUGAAGAAGUGUGCUCCGGUGUGCGAGCGCACCCAGUGCUCGCCCAACUCGCAGUGCGUGGCGGUCAACCACCGCGCCUCCUGCCAGUGCGUCAGCGGCUUCUACGGCAACCCUAACGACCGGGCCGGCUGCAAGCCGCUGUCCCGCAACACCUGCUCCUCGGACGCCGAGUGUCCCGAGACGGAAGCCUGUCGGGACGCCGACGGCGGCCGCCAGUGCGUCUCCGUCUGUGCCAGCCUGCGCUGCGGCCCUGGCGCUGUGUGCGUGACCAACAAUCACGUGGCACAGUGUCAGUGCCCGCCGGGCAAGUAUGUGGGCAACCCGAACGACCUGGAGGAGGGCUGCCGCGCCGUCGGCUGCCUGGGCAACUCGGACUGUCUGGCCACGCAGGCUUGCAACCAGCUCGACUACCAGUGCUACGACGUGUGCCGCGACGCCUGCGGAGCGCACGCCGUCUGUCUGGCGGCCAACCACGCGCCAGUCUGCUCGUGCCGGCCCGGCUACAGCCCGAAUCCGACCGCCGAGACUGACUGCGCGUCCGUCGACCUGUGCGCCGACAAGCCGUGUCACUCGUCCGCCAAGUGCAUCAACAAGCCCGGCUCGUACUCGUGCUUCUGCCCGCCGCGUCAGAUCGGUGACCCGUACACCACGGGCUGCCACCCGGAGGGCCAGUGCCCCGGCGGAGACGCCGACUGUCCGCCCGACUCGGUGUGCCGCCGCGGCCGCUGCGCCGACCCGUGCCAGGGCGCCUGCGGCCAGAACGCCCAGUGCAACGUGGUGCAGCGGAAGGCGCAGUGCAGCUGCCCGGCCGGCUUCCAGGGCAACCCGGAGCCGGAGCAGGGCUGCGUGCGCGCCGUGGUCCGCUGCAGCGGCGACGCCCAGUGUCCGGACGGAGUCUGCAUCAGCGGGCAGUGCAGAGCCGUGUGCUCUCGCAGCAGCGAGUGUGCCAGUGGCGAGCGUUGCGUGAGGAACCGCUGCGUUCUGCCCUGCCUGUCGAGCACUCAGUGCCCCAAGGACCAGACCUGUGACGGUGGCUUCUGCUCACUGGGAUGCAGCACCAACGGAGACUGUCCCGCGGCGGAUGCUUGUGUCAACAGCAAGUGCCAAGACCCGUGCAAGACUGACGGUGCUUGUGGCGCGAACGCCCUUUGCACAGUCAAGGAGCACCGGCCGCAGUGCACCUGCCCGGAGGGAUUCACCCCGAACCCGACACCGCAGCAGGGUUGUAUGCGCACCCCGACCGUCUGCCAGAGCGCGAGGGACUGCCCAAGCGGCCUGCGCUGCCGCGACGGCGCCUGUCGCAAGGGCUGCCGCGGAAGCGCCGACUGCGCCCAGGGUGAGCGGUGCACCAGCUUCAUGUGUGCCACCGUCUGCUACCAGGACAACAACUGUCUGUUCGGCGAGGUGUGCGUGGACGGCGCGUGCCGGUCCGGCUGCCGCUCGGCCGCCGACUGCGGCACCGGGCAGACCUGCACCAACGGACAGUGUGCCUGCGCGCCCGGCUACGUCGCCGACGACGACGACUGCGAGGACGUCGACGAAUGCGAGAACCGACCCUGCCACCCGACCGCCACCUGCCUCAACCUGCCCGGCUCGUUCAAGUGCGUCUGCCCUGAGGGUACGGCCGGUAACCCGCUGGCUAGUCCCGGCUGCGGCUCGCCGAGCGAGUGCGACUCCAACACCAACUGCGCCGGGAACCUGGCCUGCACGGAGGCGGGCGGCCGACGCCGCUGCACCGAUCCGUGCACGGACGCCGUCUGUGGCGCCGGCGCCGAGUGCCGCGUGGUGAACCACGAGCCCGUGUGCCGGUGCCCGUCUGGCUACCAGGGCGACCCGACCGACCGCGCCGUCGGCUGUUUCCGGCCGCAGUGCAGCAAGGACACCGACUGCCCGGCCGACCGGCUCUGCGACGACUUCCGCUGCGUCAACCCGUGUGACUUCGUCCGCUCCUGCGGCCGUGGCAACUGCCAGGUGCAGGACCACCAGGCUGUCUGCUUCUGCAGCCCCGGCUUCGAGCAGGGCGCCGACGGACUCUGCGUGGACAUCGACGAAUGUCGCGCCAGCCCGUGCCACCGCUCGGCCGAGUGUCGCAACACGCUCAGCUCCUUCACCUGUGUCUGCCCGCCCGGAACGGUCGGAGAUCCCAUCACCGACGGCUGCAGGCGGCCCGGAGAAUGUCAGGCCGACUCGGAUUGCCCACCUGCGGCAGCCUGCAAGCAGGGCCGCUGCCAGAACCCGUGCGAGUCGGCUCGGGCGUGCGGCAAGGGCGCUGAGUGCACCACAGUCGCACACCGCCCCGUCUGCUCCUGCCCGCCGCAAACCACCGGUAACCCGCGCACUGGCUGCACUCCGUUCGAGUGCAUCGACAGCGCCGACUGCGCCGCUGCGCAGACCUGCGUGCGCAACAAGUGCGUGGACCCGUGCAGCCAGCUGAACGUGUGCGGCGCUAACGCUGACUGCACCGUGGUCGACCACCAGUCCAUCUGCAGCUGCCAGCCGGGCUACACCGGCGAGGCUCGGCUGGGCUGCACGAGGGUGCUGCGCUGCAGCAGUGACGACCAGUGCCCUCAGGCGCAGCGGUGCACAGGCGGCGUGUGCGCUGACCAGUGCCGCUCGCGGAGGGACUGCCUGCAGGGCCAGCUCUGCCUGGAGGGCACGUGCCGACCGACCUGCGCCGCCGACACCGAGUGUCCCCAGUACCACAGCUGCGUCAACCAGAUCUGCGUGCAGGAGGUGCGCUGUCGCGCCGACACUGACUGCGGAGCCGAGGAGCGCUGUCGCACCAACGCCUACGGCCAGGCCGAGUGUCAGGGCGUGUGCAGCGGUCUCGUGCUCUGCGGACGCAAUGCCGAGUGCCAGGCCAAGAACCGCGAGGUGGUCUGCGUCUGCAAGCCCGGCUUCCGCGGUGAUCCACAAGACGAAAAGACCGGAUGCAGCCCUGUUGAGUGCGAGAAGAACACCGACUGCCAGCAGAACCAAGUCUGCGACAACUACAAAUGUGUUGUUGCGUGCAAGGCCAACAACCCGUGCGGUGAGAACGCUCUCUGUUUGUCGGAGGACUACCGUUCCGUGUGCUUCUGCCGCGAGGGCUUCGUGGGCGACCCGCUCACGCGCUGCAAGCCGGUCGACUUCUGUCGGUCGAGCCCGUGCGCCGGCGGAGCCAAAUGCCAGAACGGCGCCGGCUCGUUCAAGUGUCUGUGCCCGCUGGGUACGAUCGGCGACCCGUACGAGCUCGGCUGUCAGCCGGCCGUGGAGUGCAAGGUGAACGACGACUGUCCCUCGACGGCCGUCUGCCGCACCCAGGACGGCGAGCCCAAGUGCGUGGACGUCUGCGAGACCACGCAGUGCGGCGCCAACGCCGACUGCAAGGCCACCAACCACAAGGCGUUCUGCGUGUGCCGCCAGGGCUACGACGGCGAUGCCAGCGACGUGCUCCAGGGCUGCCGACCGAUUCCGGUGAAGUGCACCUACAACCAGGACUGUCCGCGCAACACGGUGUGCGACGGAGGCCUGUGCCGACCGCCCUGUGCUACCAACGACGAGUGCGCACUCACGGAGUCGUGCGCGCGCGGCCAGUGCACCAACCCGUGCAGCUCGGACGCCGCCUGCGGCCUGAACGCCGUCUGCCAGAUGGUCCGCCACGAGAAGCGGUGCUCGUGCCCGCCCGGCUACACCGGCUCGCCUGAGGUGGAGUGUGUUCGCAUCCCGGUGCCCUGUCAGAGCAGCCUGGACUGCGGCCGCGGCUACAGCUGCCAGGAGAGCGUCUGCAUGAGCGCCUGCUCGUCUGACGCCGACUGCGCCCUCAACGAGAAGUGCGCCGACGGCUCCUGCAUGCUGACUUGCCGCGUGGACAACGACUGCUUCCUGGGCCAUGUUUGCCCCAACAACCUGUGCAUCAUCGGCUGCCGCGCCAACAGCGACUGCAACGCUGGCGAGGCGUGCCUCAACAGCCGCUGCACGGACCCGUGCGACGCCAGCGCCGUCUGCGGCCCCAACGCCAAGUGCGGGGUGCUCAACCACCGCGCCCAGUGCAGCUGCAGCGCCGGCUUUAUCCCCAACCCGACUGCCAACGUGGCGUGCGUGCGCGAGCCGGUGCCGUGCAGCAUCAACUCGGAGUGCGGCGCCGGCGCCGUCUGCCAGGCGGGCCAGUGUCGGCCCAUCUGCAGCGACGACCGCGGCUGCCUCUCCAACGAGCGCUGCGACCAGGGCCUCUGCAUGCCCGGCUGCCGCCUGGACGACGACUGUGCCAGCGGCGAGAUCUGCCGCGAGCUCGUCUGCGUGGCCGGCUGCCGCGCCGACACCGACUGUGCCGCCGCCACCAGCUGCGUCAACAACAAGUGCAUCGACCCGUGCGCCUCCCCCACCGCCUGCGGCACCAACGCGCAGUGCUCGGUGGUGAGCCACCGCGUGCAGUGCACGUGUCCUGCCGGCACCACUGGUGACGCCUACAGCAGCUGCCGCGCCCCGCCCAAGGUCUGCGAGAAGGAUGAACAGUGCGACGACGGCACCUGCUACGGCGGUGUCUGCGUCGCCAAGUGCUCAAGCGACACGGCCUGUCUGAACGACGAGCGGUGCGUCGGCGGUAUCUGCAAGUCUAUCUGCAGCUCGGACACGCAGUGCCGCUCCGGCCAGAUCUGCCAGGGCCGGCUGUGUCUGUCCGGCUGCCGCUCGGACGACCACUGCUCCGCCGACCAAGCCUGCAUCAACCGGCGCUGCCGCGACCCCUGCCAGGGCACCGCCGCCUGCGGCACGUGCGCCCAGUGCGACGUGGCCAACCACCGCGCCCAGUGCACGUGCCCGGCCGGCACACUCGGCAACCCGCAGGUCGCCUGCCAGCCGGUGGCCACGCGCUGCUCCAGCAGCAAACAGUGCAACGGCGGUAAGUGCGAGUCCGGCCUGUGCCUGUCGCAGUGCUCCACGUCGAGCGACUGCGGCUGCGGCCACACCUGUGCCGACGGCGUGUGCCGUCAGCAGUGCUCGGCCGACGCCGGCUGUCCGGAGGGUGUGCUCUGCGCCGAUGGCCUGUGCGUGGCCGGCUGCCGCGCCAACGCCGACUGCCCGGCGCGGCUGGCCUGCUCCGGCGGCCAGUGCGUCGACCCGUGCUCCGCCGGCUCUCCGUGCGGCAGCGGCGCCGAGUGCAAGGUCUCCGACCACCGCGCCGUCUGCCUCUGCCCCGACGGCUUCAACGGCAACCCCAAGGAGGCGUGCACAAAGGCCGGCUGCAAGCGCGACGACGACUGCGUGGACCGCACCAUGGCCUGCAUCGACUCGCAGUGCGUCAACCCGUGCCUGCAGCCGAACGCGUGCGGCGUCAACGCCCAGUGCAAAUCGAUCCGGCGCCGCGCCUUCUGUCUCUGCCCGCCCGGCUACUACGGCGAGGCCACCGUCCAGUGUCUCAAGGAGGCCAACGAGUGCGUGAGCAAGCCGUGCGGCGAGAACGCCUAUUGCACCGACACACCGGACUCGUUCACGUGCACAUGCGAGAAGGGCUGCUUCGGCGACCCCCUGCGCGGCUGCGUCUGCGUCGGCAACCAGUGUGACAGGCUGCAGUGCGGCGUCAACGCCGAGUGCCGCGUCAAGGACGACGAUGACGACGAUGACGACGACGACGAUGAUGAUGGCAGCAGCGGAGCCGAGUGCUACUGUCCGCCGGCGUUCCCCAUCGGAAACCCCAACAUCAGAUGCUCGACAUCGGGCCGGGUCAACUGUCGUAGCACGGGCUGCGGCCUGAACGCUGACUGCGCGCGCCAGGGCCUCGGCUACGCGUGUCGCUGCCGCGCCGGCUACGUAGGAAACCCGGAGACCGGCUGCUCGCCAGAAUCUGCAUGCACGCGCGACUCAGACUGUGGCACGUCGGCCGCCUGCCAGAACGGCGAGUGCGUCGACCCGUGCGCCGUGCGCGGCGUCUGCGGCCAGAACGCCCUCUGCCAGGUGGUGUUCAGCAAGGCGCGCUGCUCGUGCCCGCAAUGCUACGUCGGCCAGCCUUCGGAGGUGUGCCGGCCCGACCCGACCUGCGGCCGCGUGCCGGAGAGGCCCCCCGGCCCGCGGACCCGCUGCAGCGGAGACGACGACUGCGCCGACAGUCUGGCCUGCCAGAGCGGCGAAUGCGUCGACCCGUGCUUCGGCUACACACUCUGUCCCGAGGAGAAGAAGUGCAUGGCACGCGACCACGUGGCUGCCUGUGUCUGCAAGUACGGCAUCAGCGUCAACGAGAAGUUCGAGUUCGUCUGCGCCGGGCCGCGCAUCGAGUGCCGCUCGGAUGAUGACUGCGCUUCCAACCUGGCCUGCUUCACCGGCAAGUGUCAGAACCCGUGCAUUCUGCAGAACCCGUGCCCGACCAACAAACGCUGCGACGCCGUCAACCACCAGCCCAUCUGCAUGUGCUCCAAGGACUGCCAGUCGUCCGUCUCGCUGUGCCUGAACGACCGCGGCUGCUCCGACAACCUGGCCUGUCGCAGCUACCAGUGCAUCGACCCCUGCGAGGGCUUCAACUGCCCACAGGACCGACCCUGCUAUGUCGAAGACCACAAGCCUGUCUGCAAGUUCUGUCCAGAGGGCUUCAGCGUCGAUCCGAUCUACGGCUGUAUGAAAGUGAUUGGCUGCCGGGAGAACGGCAACUGCCCGUCCAACCAGGCCUGUAUCAACGGCGAGUGCAAGAACCCGUGCAUGCUCGUUGAUCCGUGCCAGGCCCCUGAGGUGUGCCGCGUGCAGGACCACAACAGCGUCUGCGUCGACGGCUGCCGGUGCAGCUCCAACGCCGACUGCGGCAUCGGCGAACAAUGCGACGGCUGCGAGUGCCAGAAGAGCAGAGUACCCAACAUCGGCUGCGUACCGGGCAGCUGCGACGACGGCCAGUACUGCGACGAAGGCACCGGCGAGUGCGUCGAUGACGAUGACGAUGAUGAUGACGACGACGACGACCCGACAGUGCCGCCCGCUCCGGCCGGCGCACAGCCCACCGUCCGGCCGACCGCCUCGGGCGCGGCCUGCGGCAACAACUCGGACUGCCCAAUGGCCGAGACGUGCCUGCAGGGCCGCUGCUCGGACCCGUGCCGCUGCGGCGUGGGCGCCGAGUGCCGCGUGCGCCGACACCGGCCCGUCUGCCGGUGCCCAGAGGGCCACGUCGGGGAUCCGGCCGUGCGCUGCACACCCGCCGGCGGCACCACCCCGGCGCAAGACGGCACUGGGAGCGGCACCACACCCCGCCCCCGGCCUGGGCUGACCCCCUCCGUUCCUGAGGCAGCCGGUACCCCCGGCACCCCUGCUCCCCCGGGCGCUACCCCUGGCAGCCAGGUCACGGCCCGACCCGGAACAUCCACUGCUCCCGGAGCCCUCCGACCCGGCCAGGUCACCGACAGGCCGGGAACGCCCUCUGGGACCACAGACGGACCCUACGUGCCCGGUCAGAACAGGGAAACCGUCUACACGACCCCCGCUCCUCAGCGAGGGGCCGACGGACCGCCUGGCGGACCCAGCGUCCCCGCCCGUCCCAGCGGGCCGACCUCCUCGGUAUCCGGGGAAACCACUCCUCGUCCAGACUCCGAGGUAUCCGCGACGCCCAGUCCCUCCGCCACCCCCGGUUCCUCCGAGACGCCCGAUCCCGCGGCCACCCCGGUCCCCAGCGGCUCCGGGUCGCCGUGCGCGGCCACGGCUGAGUGUGCUGACACGGAGGCGUGCCGGGGCGGGGUGUGUGUGAGCCCGUGCCAGUGCGGCGCCGGCGCCACCUGUCUGGUGACCGGCCACCGACCCGUCUGCCGCUGCCCGCCCGGAUACGAGGGCGACUCCUAUGUCCAGUGCCGACCGCGGGGCGAGACGGGCGUGCCGACGCGCCGUCCGCCGACGCCCACUCUGCGGCCCGUGGUGCCCGUGGCGCCGACGGCCGCCUGCCGACGCCAGGACGACUGCGCCGCCAGCCUGGCGUGCGUGGCCGGCCGCUGCGUGGACCCGUGCCGCUGCGGGCCGGGCGCCACGUGCCGCGUGAUCCGGCACCGGCCGCUCUGCCUGUGUCCGCCGGGCACGCGCGGCGACCCGAUGACCGGCUGCCGCAGGCCCGCCGCCGGCCUCGUGCCGUCGCCGCGGCCCCGCUGCGGCACCGACCGCGACUGCGACCGCUCCGAGACGUGUCACCAGGGCGUCUGCGUGGACCCGUGCAGCCUGCGUCCGUGCGGCGCCAACGCCUUCUGCCGGCCGACCAACCACAAGGCGUUCUGCGUCUGCGAGCUCGGCUUCACCGGCAACGCCCAGAUCGAGUGUGUCAAGCCCGGUCCUCGCGACUUCUGUAAGACCAUGUACGACUGCGAAAACACAAAGACGUGCAUGUACGGCCGGUGCGUGGACCCGUGCCCGUUGGCCCAGUGUGGCCGCGGCGCCCAGUGCCGCGCCGAGUACCACGAGCCCAUCUGCUACUGUCCCGCGGGCCUCAGGGGCGACCCCAAGGUGGAAUGCGCCAAUAUGAGCUGCCGCGGUAACACCACGUGUCCGUCUAACCUGCGCUGCGCCGGCGUCUACUGCGUCGACCCCUGUCCGGAGGUGCGCUGCGAGGGCAACCGGCGCUGUGUCACCGAGAAUAACUCACCGCGCUGCGUCUGUUCAGAGGGUUACGGCGGGCCCGACUGCCUAAAACUGGACGACGGCGGACAGUGCGUGGCCGCCAACGACUGCCCGGCCGACAGGGCCUGCAUUAACCGACAGUGCAUGGACCCGUGUCUCGUGGAGAACCCGUGCAGCCCCACGGCGCGGUGCGCCACGAGGCAGCACGUGGCCACGUGCACGUGCCCCGCCGGACAGACUGGGGACCCCAAGAGCAGUUGUUACGCCCCUAAUACGCUCGGCUGCCGCGCCGACCGCGAGUGUCCCAGCACCAAGGCCUGCAUCAACGGACGCUGCGAGGACCCGUGCAAGUGCGGCACCAACGCCAUGUGCGAUGUGAUCGCCCACCGCGCCGUCUGCAAGUGCCCGUCCGGCUAUCAGGGCAACCCAGAAAUCAGCUGCCAGGUUCCGUACAAGCCGUGCGACCCUAGCCCGUGCGGACUGGGAGCCAUCUGCGAGGUCGAUCAGGGCAAUCCCAUCUGCUCCUGCCCCAGAGGACAGACUGGAAACCCCUUCGUCAAGUGCAUGCCCGACGGUAACGAGUGCGACGACUACGAGUGCGGCGCCAACACCGGCUGUCGCGAAGUCGACGACGAGCCCGUGUGCUUCUGUCUGCCGGGCUUCACUGGCAGCCCUCCGAGCACGAGUUGCACCCCGAUCCGCAGUCCAUGCGAGCCCUCGCCCUGCGGACCCAACACCAACUGCAACGUGGUGUACGGCUUCCAUCGCUGCACCUGCAAGGAAGGUUUCUUCGGAGACCCGAACACGAUUCGCGGCUGUUCGCCACCGCGUGACCCGUGCAACCCGAACCCUUGCGGGGGAGGGGCUCGCUGCGACGCCUCUCGUAACCCGACCUGCUACUGUCCCGAUGGCACUGUGGGCGAUCCUUACCAGCGCUGCGAGGCGCUGGUGGUCGCCGAGUGCGGUCCCGGAGACUGCGGAGCCAACGCUCGGUGCGACGUGGUCAACAACCGGCCACUCUGCUCGUGCCUUCCGGGCUACACGGGCGACCCGGUGACCGGGUGCCGUCCGCGCGACCCGUGCCAGCCGAACCCGUGCGGCCCGCGAGCCGUCUGCACCGCGCGGCCCGGCGGGGAGUACAGCUGCGCCUGCGAGCCAGGCCUGAUCGGCAACCCGACCAGCCAGCUCGGCUGCCGGAGCGAGUGCGAAGUCAACCAGGACUGCUCCGCCACGCAUAUGUGCGUCGCACAGAAGUGCGUCGACGCGUGCGCUGGCGCUUGCGGCAUCAAUGCUGAGUGUAAGGUGGUGAACCACAGCCCGAUCUGCACCUGCGCCCGUGGCUACACCGGCGACGCCGUCACUCUCUGCCAGGAGGUGGCCACAAUUCGGCCUCCGUCUGGCACGCCGGACCCGUGCGUGCCGAACCCGUGCGGCGACCAGACGGUGUGCACCUCGGUGAACGGUCGGCCACUCUGCACCUGCCUGCCGGGCCUGCUCGGCUCGCCGCAGACCGGCUGCCGCGAGGAGUGCCGCGUCAGCACCGACUGCGCCGAGGACCUCGCCUGCAUCGGCAACAAGUGCCGAGACCCGUGCCAGGGCGCCUGCGGCGUAGCGGCUGUCUGCGACGUGGACGACCACCGCGCUGUCUGCGCCUGCCCGGCCGGCUACACCGGCAACCCGUACCAGCAGUGCUUCUUGAGACCGGUGCCCGGCCCGACAGACCCGCCGGAGCCGCGUCCCCUGCCGGACUCGUGUCCGCUGGGCCAGUUCUACACGGAGCGGGACGGCUGCCGUCCCGAGUGUCUGGUCAGCUCCGAGUGCUCCUCCAACCUGGCCUGCAUCCGCAACAGCUGCGGCAACCCAUGCGUCGGCUCGUGCGGCGUCGGAGCCGACUGUGAGGUGGUCAACCACAACCCGAUCUGCAGCUGCCCGCGCGGCUACACGGGCGACCCGUUCACCCAGUGUCGACCGUUCCCAGUCACCGAGCGACCGACCCAGCCGAGCAACCCGUGUUCGCCGAGCCCGUGCGGCCAGGGCGCCGACUGCCAGUACAACGGCCAGCGGCCCGUCUGCUCGUGCCCGCCCGGCUACCGCGGCAACCCGCUGGUGCUGUGCCAGCCCGAGUGCACCAACGACGCCGGCUGUCCGCUGCAGCAGGCCUGCAUCGGCCAGAAGUGCCGCGACCCGUGCCCGGGCAGUUGCGGCGUCGGCGCCGAGUGUUUCGUGGUGAACCACGCGCCAAUCUGCACGUGCCCGGUCGGCUACACUGGCGACCCGAUGACGCAGUGCGCGCCGGAGCCAAUCACCAGACCACCAGUCAUCCCCGACCAGCAAGUGGAGCCUUGUGUGCCUUCGCCGUGCGGCCCGAACUCGCAGUGUCGCAGCGACGGUUUCCGCGCCGUCUGCUCGUGCGUGGCUGGCUUCCAGGGCAGCCCUCCGCUGACGCCAUGCUACUCAGUCGGCUGCACCAGCAACUCGGAGUGUCCGCCGCAGCAGGCGUGCAUCAACCGCGACUGCCGCGACCCGUGCGCGGGCGCCUGCGGAGUGGGCGCCGACUGCCAGGUGGUUAGCCACCGGCCCGUCUGCUCCUGUCCGGAGGGGUACAGCGGAGACCCAACAACCAUCUGCAAACUGCGCCCGGUGACGCCUGCGCCUCCGCUGACGCCUGUCAACCCCUGCCAACCGUCGCCGUGCGGCCUGAACGCCGAGUGCAAGGUCUCCAACGGCUACCCGAUCUGCUCCUGCAUCACAAACUACUUCGGCAACCCGCUGGUGAGCUGCCGUCCCGAGUGCGUCGUCUCGUCCGAGUGUCCGUCGAACCGGGUCUGUUCUGACAAGCUGACCUGCGUCGACCCGUGCCCGGGCCUGUGCGGCGUGGACGCCGUGUGCAACACCAUCAACCACCAGCCGCUGUGCCGGUGUCCGGACGGCAGCACGGGCGACCCGUACUCGUACUGUCGCCCGGUGCCGGUCACGCCGGCCGUGCCCGUCUACCCGUGCCAGCCGUCGCCCUGCGGACCGUUCUCCGAGUGCAGGGAGGUCGGCUCGCGGGCCGUCUGCUCGUGCAGGCCUGGCUUCUUCGGAUCCCCACCCAACUGCAAGCCCGAGUGCGUCAUCAACUCCGAGUGUCUCACGCACCAGGCCUGUCUUGGCCAGCGCUGCGGCGAUCCGUGCCAGGGCGUGUGCGGUGUCGGCGCCAACUGUGAGGUGGUCAACCACAACCCGAUCUGCAGCUGCCCGAGCACACACACGGGUGACCCGUUCGUGCAGUGCCGACCGUUCCCGGUCACCGAGCGGCCCAAGCCGCGCGACCCGUGCUCGCCGAACCCGUGCGGCGCCAACGCCGACUGCCAGAACGGCGUCUGCACCUGCCGCGACGACUACUUCGGCAACCCGUACGUUCAGUGCAAGCCCGAGUGCGUCAUCAACUCAGAGUGCCCGCGCGACAAGGCCUGCUUCCGCAACAAGUGCCGAGACCCGUGUGUGGGCGUGUGCGGCCCCAACGCUCAGUGCAACGUGGUCAACCACGUGCCCAACUGCUACUGCCCGGCGGACUACCAGGGAGAUGCCUUCGUGUCCUGCGAGCUGAAACCAGUUACAACGCCGUAUACCCCGGACAAGGAGCCACCGGUCGCUGUCAUCAACCCGUGCUACCCGAACCCGUGCGGUCGGAACACGGAGUGCAGGGAGGCCGGCGAGCGGGCCGUCUGCUCCUGCCUGCCCGGAUACCAGGGUGACCCGAGUCUCGGCUGCCGGCGCGAGUGCGAGACGUCGUACGAGUGCGCGCCUCAGCUGGCCUGCAUCCGUUUCAAGUGUAUUGACCCCUGCCCGGGCACGUGCGGAAUUAACGCCAAUUGCCGUGUGCAAAACCACGUGCCGGAAUGCUACUGCGUCGAUGGCUACGAGGGCAAUCCCUACAUGGCCUGUCAACUACAGCCGGUGACACCUGCCGAGCCGGUCGACCCGUGCCGACCAAGUCCGUGCGGCGCCAACGCCCAGUGCAACGUGGUCGGCGACCGGGCCGCCUGCUCGUGCCUGCCUGGCUUCAUCGACCGGCCUCCCAACUGCCGUCCCGAGUGUGUGGUCCACCAGGACUGCCGCGCCGACCAGGCCUGUAUCGGUCAGAAGUGCCGCGACCCGUGCCCGGGCAGCUGCGGCGUCGGCGCCGACUGUCUGGUGCGCAACCACAACCCGAUCUGCAGCUGCCCCAGCGGCUACACGGGCGACCCGUUCACGCAGUGCACGCCGCGGCCCCAGACGCUGCCGCCACCGCCUCAGGCAGUCUGCUACCCGGGCGUGUGCGCCUACAACGCACGCUGCACGGAAAGGGACGGCAUUGCUAUUUGCAAAUGUCUGACUGGCUACUUCGGCAAUCCAUACGUGCAAUGCAAGCCCGAAUGUGUUUCGCACGCUGAAUGCCCGCGCAACAAGGGCUGCGAGAACCAGAAGUGCAUCGAUCCGUGCGAGGGCAUCUGCGCUCCGUCGGCACUGUGCCGCGUCCACGACCACGUGGCCAUGUGCUACUGCCCGGAAGGCUACCAGGGCGAUCCCUUCACCGCCUGCACGCCAAGACCUAUUACCCCUCGUCCGACGGCUCCAGUUGAGGUAGAGCGCGAUCCGUGCGAGCCCACGCCGUGCGGUCCGAACACGAAGUGCACCAGCAACAAUGGGGUGGGAGUCUGCAGCUGCCUGCCCAACUACCAGGGCAACCCCAUCGUCGGCUGUCGUCCCGAGUGUACCUCCAACGACGACUGCCCGCUGGACAAGGCGUGUGGUCUGCAGAAGUGCAUCGACCCGUGCCCUGGAGUGUGCGGACCCAACGCAGAGUGCAAGAUCAUGAACCACAACCCGAUCUGCUACUGCGUCUCAGGCUACACCGGCAACCCCAACCAAGGAUGUCGUCCCAUCCCUAAGACCACACCGAAGCCUGCCAUCGAUGUGAACCCGUGCCUUCCGAGCCCGUGCGGCCCCAACUCGCAGUGUCGCGAGCUGCACGGACAGGCCGUGUGCUCCUGCGUCGAGGGCUACUUCGGCUCGCCGCCCAACUGUCGGCCCGAGUGUCUGGUGGCGUCGGACUGCGCCAACUACCUCACCUGCAUCGACCAGCGCUGCACGGAUCCGUGCAAGGGCUCGUGUGGCCUCAACACCAAGUGUCAGGUGUACAACCACAACGCGGUGUGCACCUGCGUCGCCGGCUACGAGGGAGACCCGUUCACCGGCUGCGUCCUCAGGCCAACGCUGCCGCCACCGCCACGAAACCCAUGCUACCCAUCUCCGUGCGGAGCCAACGCCGAAUGCACCAGUGACGACGACGACCGCGCCGACUGCAAGUGCCUGCCGGAGUACUUCGGAAACCCAUGGGUCUCUUGCAAGCCGGAGUGUGUGGUAGACACAGACUGCUCCCGUGACAAGAACUGCUACCGCAACAAGUGCAACAACCCGUGCCCGGCCCCUUGCGGUCAGGGUGCCGAAUGCCGAGUGGUCAACCACGUCACAUCAUGCACGUGUCCCGAGGGAUACAUGGGGGAUCCGUUCGACAUGUGCAAGCCGAAGCCCAUUACGCAGGCACCGACUGAAACGCCCCAAAUCGACAUCAGCCCGUGCCAGCCGUCACCCUGUGGCGACAACGCCCAGUGCGCAGACCGCCAGGGUGUGCCCGUGUGCACCUGUCUGCCGGGCUACUUCGGAAACGCGCUGUACAGCUGUCGGCCGGAGUGUGUUACGCACACCGACUGCGCGCUCAACAAGGCCUGCAGCAACCAGAAGUGCAUCGACCCAUGCCCGGGCUCGUGCGGUGCCAAUGCCGAAUGUCGUGUGGUUAACCACGCGCCAGAGUGCUCGUGCCUGCUCGGCUACACUGGAGACCCCUACGUGCGCUGUUCGCCACAGCCCGUUACGGAGGCUGUAACCAGUCCGUGCACACCGAGCCCGUGCGGACCGAACGCCCAGUGCCGGGAGCAUAACGGUGGCGCUGCCUGCACGUGCCUUGAGGGCUACCAGGGCAGCCCGCCCAACUGCCGGCCCGAGUGCGUCGUCAGCGCAGACUGCGCCAGCCACCUGGCCUGCGUCGGAAACAAGUGCCGAGACCCGUGCGACGACCAGUGCGGCGUCAACGCAGAGUGUCGCGUUAGGAGUCACGUUCCAAUUUGCUCGUGCCUCUCUGGAUUCCAGGGUGAUCCCUUCCAGGGCUGCACAGCUAUUCCAAUCACAACUCCGGCGCCUGAAAAGGCCAUCUGCUACCCUGGAGUGUGUGGCUCGAACGCCAGGUGUCGCGAGCACAACGGCAUCGCCGUCUGCUCGUGUCUCUCCAACUUCUUCGGAAAUCCAUACACGGGCUGUCGGCCUGAGUGCGUCUCAAACGCCGAGUGUCCGCGCAACAAGGGCUGUGAGAACCAGAAGUGCAUUGACCCGUGCGAGGGCAUCUGCGCUCCGUCGGCACUGUGCCGCGUCCACAGCCACGUGGCCAUGUGCUACUGCCCGGAAGGCUACCAGGGUGACCCCUUCACCGCCUGCACGCCGCAACCCAUCACGCCGCGACCCACAGCUCCGGCGGUAUUCGUACCCGAGCGUGAGCCCUGCGAACCUUCGCCGUGCGGCCCCAACACUCAGUGCCGUGACAACGCCGGAGUGCCAGUGUGCAGCUGCCUGCCCGGAUACAAGGGCAAUGCCAUCGUCGGCUGUCGGCCCGAGUGUACUUCCAACGACGACUGCCCGCUGGACAAGGCGUGUGCGCUGCAGAAGUGCAUCGACCCGUGCCCUGGAGUGUGCGGACCCAACGCAGAGUGCAAGAUCAUGAACCACAACCCUGUCUGCCACUGCGUCCCAGGCUACACCGGCAACCCCAACCAAGGAUGUCGACUUAUCCCACAGACCACACCGAAACCUGCCAUCGAGGUAGACCCGUGUCUGCCGAACCCCUGCGGACCGUACUCGCAGUGCCAAAAACACAACGGCCAGGCGGUGUGCUCGUGCGAGAGUGGCUACUUCGGGGUGCCACCCAACUGCAGACCAGAGUGUCUGGUGCCCUCUGACUGCGCCAAGACGCUGACCUGCAUGGACCAGCACUGCGUGGACCCCUGCGAAGGCUCAUGCGGCGUCAACACCCACUGCAAAGUGCGGAAUCACAGCCCAGUCUGCAGCUGUCGCACCGGAUAUGAGGGCGAUCCGUUCACCGGAUGUGCCAUCAGGCGCACCACUCCGCCCCCUCCGUCGGACCCGUGCUUCCCGACGCCGUGCGGCGCCAACACCCAGUGUCGCAACAACAACGGCCUGCCGGUCUGCACCUGCCUGACCAACUACUUCGGCAAUCCGUACGAGGGCUGCAAGCCCGAGUGUGUGCUCGAUGGCGACUGCCCGCUCGACAAGAACUGCGCGCGCAUGAAGUGCGUUAACCCAUGUCCGGGCCCGUGCGGCAGCGGCGCCGACUGCUCGGUGGUCAACCACAUCACCAUGUGCUCCUGCCCAGAAGGAUACACCGGAGACCCAUUCUCGCUCUGCCGACCAGUGCCCGUAACCAGACCAACGCCCCAAGAAGAGAGGCCGAGAAAUCCGUGCAUCCCGUCGCCCUGCGGAUCGAACGCCCAGUGCUCGGAGCGCCAGGGGGCGGCCGUGUGCUCGUGCCUGCCCGGCUAUCACGGAGAUGCCACCCAGGGCUGCCGGCCCGAAUGUGUCACCGACUCCGAGUGCAGUCUCAGCAAGGCCUGCGCGCGCCAGAAGUGCGUCGACCCGUGCGAAGGCGUGUGCAGUAUCAACGCUGACUGUCGCGUCGUCAACCACAAGCCUGUCUGCACAUGUCAGACCAGAUACGAGGGCAACCCCUACUUCGCUCGCUGUGUCAUCAAGCCACAAACGGAGCUGGUCGUCACAGAUCCCUGCCAGCCGAACCCAUGCGGCCCGUAUUCCACCUGCAAAGACAUCAACGGUCGGCCGACCUGCUCGUGUCUGCCCGAGUACCUGGGCAGCCCGCCCAACUGCCGGCCAGAGUGUGUGGUCAGCUCCGACUGCGCCAGCUACCUGGCCUGCGUGGGCGAGAAGUGUGUCGACCCGUGCCCGGGACACUGCGGCGCCAACGCCGACUGCCGUGUCUCCAGUCACACGCCUGUGUGCACAUGUCGCGCCGGCUACACGGGCGAUCCAUUCGUCGAAUGCCGUCUUAGGCCACAGACGACCCUGCCGCCGGCCACCCCGCAGAACCCUUGUUAUGAGGGUCGCUGCGGUGCCAACGCUGACUGCCGCGAGCACAACGGCCUCGGGGUGUGCAGCUGCCGCACCAACUACUUCGGCAAUCCGUACGAAGGCUGCAAGCCCGAGUGUACCACCAACUCCGACUGCGACCGCUCCAAGGCGUGCGAGGCCAUGAAGUGCAGGGACCCGUGUCCGGGCGUCUGCGGCUUCCGGGCCGAGUGCCGUGUCGUGGACCAUGUCGCCAUGUGCUACUGCCCCGCCUACCUCACCGGAGAUCCCUUCGUCGCGUGCAACGAACCGCCUCGUACCCCUGCACCGGCGCGGCCGACUCAACCGGUGGUGGUCCAGCCCUGCUCGCCGUCUCCGUGCGGCAUCAACGCCCAGUGCACGGAGCGCGGCACGGUGGCCGUCUGCUCCUGCCUGGAGCCGUAUGGUGGAGACCCAUACGUCGAGUGCAAGCCCGAAUGCACCAGCAACGCCGAGUGCCCGCAGAAAGAGGCCUGCGCCCGCUACAAGUGCAUCGACCCCUGUCCAGGCGUGUGCGGCCAGAACGCAGAGUGCCGCAUCAUCAACCACAACCCGAUCUGUCACUGUCUGCCGGGCUACAGCGGCGACCCGUGGGCCGGCUGCCGCGCCGUGCCCGUCACUCCGGCCACGCCCGAGGACCCGUGCCGGCCGUCACCGUGCGGACCGAACGCCGAGUGCCGGGACGCCGGCGGCCGACCCAUCUGCUCGUGCCGCCCGUCCUACAUCGGCACGCCGCCCAACUGCCGGCCCGAGUGUGUCGUCAGCUCCGACUGCUCCAGCCUGCACGCCUGCAUCGGCCAAAAGUGCCGCGACGCCUGCCUGGACGUGUGCGGCCUCAACACCAUCUGCCGUGUGGUCAACCACAACCCGGUGUGCAGUUGCAAGCCCGGCUACUCGGGAGAUCCGUUCAGCGGCUGCAUCUUGAAGGCCACCCCAGCCGCUCCGACGGCGCCGGUGGUGGUCGACCCGUGCAGCGCGUCCCCGUGCGGCGCCAACGCCGAGUGCAGGGAGAAGGACGGCCUAGCCAUCUGCGUCUGCAUCCCCGAGUACUUCGGCAACCCGUACAUCUCCUGCCAGCCCGAGUGUGUGCUAGACAACGACUGCUCCCGCGACAAGAACUGCGUGCGCCUGAAGUGCUUGAACCCAUGCCCGGGCCCGUGCGGCAGCGGCGCCCACUGCUCGGUGGUCAACCACAUCACCAUGUGCUCCUGCCCGGAGGGAUACACCGGAGACCCAUUCUCGCUCUGCCGACCCAUCCCAGUCACAACGCCACCGCGUCAGCCCGUCCCCACCAACCCGUGCGCACCAUCGCCGUGCGGCGCCAACGCCCAGUGCAAAGACAACGGCCUGGUGGCCGUGUGCUCGUGCCUGGCCGGAUACCAGGGCGACCCCGUGUCCGGCUGCCGGCCCGAGUGUGUCACGCACGCAGAGUGCCCCUCCAGCAAGGCGUGCGUCGCUCAGAAGUGCGUCGACCCGUGCCCGGGCCUGUGCGGAGCCAACGCGCGCUGUCGUGUGCAGAACCACAACCCGCUGUGUGACUGCCUGGACGGCUACUCCGGCAACCCGUACGAGUCGUGCAGGCUCGCGCCUGUGACCCCUGCGGAGCCUUCGGACCCGUGCCAGCCGAACCCGUGCGGUGCCAACUCGCAGUGCCGCAACCAGGGCGGCAGCGCGUCGUGCGCGUGCCUGCCCGGCUUCCUGGGAGCGCCGCCCAACUGCCGACCAGAGUGCCUGCUCAGCACCGACUGCGCGUCCCACCUGGCCUGCGUCGGCACCAAGUGCGUCGACCCGUGCCCGGGCCGGUGCGGCGCCAACGCCCAGUGCCGCGUGGUCAACCACCAGGCGCAGUGCUCCUGUCUGGAGGGCUACCACGGCGACCCGUUCUCCGGCUGCCGUCCGCGUCCGCUGAACCCGUGCAGCCCCACUCCGUGCGGCCCCAACGCCCGGUGCCGGGAGCACAACGGUCUGGGCGUGUGCAGCUGCGUACCCGAGUACUUCGGCAACCCGUACGAAGGCUGUCGUCCCGAGUGCAUGAUCAAUGAUGACUGCGACCGCUCCAAGGCCUGCGAGCGCAACAAAUGCGUGGACCCGUGCCCCGGCGUCUGCGGCUUCCGUGCCGAGUGCCGGGUGCACAACCACGUGCCGAUGUGCUACUGCCCGGAUGGGUACAAUGGCGACCCGUUCACUGCAUGCACGCCGAUACCAGUCACACCCGCACAACCGACUCAGCCAGUGGUAGUCGACCCAUGCUACCCAUCGCCUUGCGGUUCCAAUGCCGAGUGCAUCUCCAAGGACCGCGAUGACGACGACUUCGCUGUUGCCAUCUGCAAGUGUCUUCCGGGCUUCCCUAAGGGCGACCCGUAUACUGGCUGUCGGCCAGAAUGUGUCACCAACGCCGACUGUGCUCAAACUCGGGCAUGCGGGUCUCAGCAGAAGUGCAUUGACCCCUGCCCUGGACUUUGUGGACACAAUGCCGCGUGCAGAGUCAUCAACCACAAUCCACUCUGUUCCUGCAAUGAAGGCUAUACCGGAUCACCGUAUCAAGGAUGCAGGCAAAUACCACCGAAAGCGCCAAGACAAACGUGCUUCCCAAACCCGUGCGGACCAAACUCUCAGUGUCGCGAGCUCAACGGCCGACCUACCUGUUCGUGCUUGCCUGGCUACUUGUCCAGCCCGCCCAACUGCCGACCGGAGUGCACCAUCCACUCCGACUGUCCCAGUCACCAGGCGUGCGUCGGAGAGAAGUGUGUCGACCCGUGUCCGGGAUCCUGCGGGCAGAACGCCGACUGUCGGGUCUUCAAUCAUAAUCCAGUCUGCACGUGCCGCCCUGGUUACAGGGGUGACGCAUAUGCCUUGUGCACUCCGAUACCUCAGACGCCGGUUCCUACAGCUCCGGUUGUGGCCGACCCUUGCUAUCCGUCACCGUGUGGAGCUAACGCAGAUUGCAGCGACAAGAAUGGCGUUGCGGUAUGCAUUUGCCGGGAUGAGUACUUCGGGAACCCUUACGUUGGAUGCAAACCAGAGUGUGUUCUGGACUCUGACUGCCCGCGGGACAAGAACUGUGACAACAACAAGUGCAGGAACCCAUGCCCAGGCCAGUGUGGCACAGGAGCAGAGUGUCACGUCGUCAACCACAUCAUUAUGUGCAGUUGUCCUCAGGGCCACAUCGGAGAUCCAUUCUCCUAUUGCAGACUGGUGCCGCAAACACCACCGUCAUUUGAGCCUCAGUACACGAACCCCUGCGUGCCAUCGCCUUGCGGCGAGAACGCUCAGUGCCGAGAGGCCAACAACGCAGCUGUGUGCUCUUGUGUGGCUGGUUACCAUGGCGACCCCACUAUCGGAUGUCGACCAGAGUGCGUCUCCAACGCCGAGUGCGCCCCGGCCCUGGCAUGCAUCAGUCAGAAAUGCAAGAACCCGUGCGCUGGUCUCUGUGGAGUCAACGCACAAUGCCGCGUCCUCAACCACAACCCCAGGUGCAACUGCCUGCCAGGAUAUGAAGGAGAUCCUUACCGGAGCUGUGCAGUUGCAAGAACGGACCCUCCACGGCCCCAGAAUCCAUGCCAGCCGAGCCCGUGCGGCCCGAACUCAGAGUGCCGGGAGGUAAACGGCGGAGCCGCCUGCUCCUGCCUGCCGGGAUACAAGGGUGCUCCGCCAGCCUGUCGGCCAGAAUGUGUCCUGAACACGGACUGUGCCGACCACCUGGCCUGCAUCGGACAAAAGUGCCUCAACCCCUGUAGUGGAGAGUGUGGUCAGAACGCGAAAUGCAGCGUUCACAGACACAGCCCUUUGUGUCGCUGUCGUGCCGGUUUUACUGGAGAUCCCUUCCGCGCCUGUCGCAGAAUUCCACCCGCGACGCUCGCUCCGGUUGUGGAAGAAGCAAGAGAUCCGUGCAACCCCACUCCUUGUGGUCCUAACGCGAAGUGCCGAGAACACAACGGUCUGGGCGUGUGCAGCUGUUUACCAGAACAUUUCGGCAAUCCGUAUGAAGGCUGCAAGCCCGAAUGUGUGGUUCACUCUGACUGUGACCGCUCCAAGGCCUGCGAACGCAACAAGUGCGUCGACCCGUGUCCGGGAGUCUGUGGCUUCCGUGCAGAAUGUCGCGUACAUAACCACAUCGCCAUGUGCUACUGCUUGGAAGGUUAUCGAGGCGAUCCGUUCAGCUCAUGUAACCCAGUUCCCGUGACACAACCACCUCGUGAGCCGACGCCGCAAACGGCAGAUCCAUGCUUCCCAUCGCCCUGCGGGCCAAACGCUGAGUGCGUUCACAAAGCCGGUGACGACGACGAUAGUCGCCCCGUCGCUGUCUGCAAGUGUCUUCCGGGCUUCCGUAAGGGCGACCCGUACACCGGCUGUCGGCCAGAAUGUGUCACCAACGCCGACUGUGCUCAAACUCGGGCAUGCGGGUCUCAGCAGAAGUGCAUCGACCCCUGCCCCGGCCUGUGUGGACACAAUGCCGUUUGUAGAAUCAUCAAUCAUAACCCGCUCUGCACCUGCAAUGACGGCUAUACUGGAUCACCGUAUCAAGGAUGCAGACAAAUACCACCGGAAGCUCCUAAGGUGACCUGCUUCCCUAAUCCGUGUGGUCCAAACUCGAAAUGUCGGGAUCUGAACGGCCGCCCGGCCUGCUCGUGUCUACCGGGGUACCUGGGAGCGCCACCCAACUGCCGGCCAGAGUGCACGGUGAACUCAGACUGUCCCAGCCACAUGGCCUGCGCCGGACAAAAGUGCUCGCCGGUUUGUGAAGACGUCUGUGGAGAGAAUGCCGACUGUCGGGCCCAUCGUCAUGUCGCUACGUGUACAUGCAGACCAGGAUACACCGGAGAUGCCUAUUCAUACUGUUCGCCGAUUCCCCAGACCGUACCUCCAACUGCCGCUGCUGAAACGGAUCCAUGCAUUCCGUCUCCGUGUGGUCCCAACGCACAAUGCCAGAACAAGAACGGGCUUGGCAUCUGCGUGUGUGAGGACGAUUACUUUGGAGAUCCAUACAACGGUUGUCAGCCCGAAUGUGUAAUCGACAGCGACUGUUCUCGCGACAAGAACUGCCAGCGGAACAAGUGUGUGGACCCUUGCACUGAACGAUGCGGCAUUCAAGCGGAGUGUCACGUGGCAAACCACAUAGUCAUGUGUACCUGUCCAGCGGGCUAUACGGGAGACGCCUUCUCCUACUGCACCCCGAUCCCGCAAACCGCUCCGCCGCCACGUGAGCCCCAAUACAGCAACCCUUGCGUGCCGACACCCUGCGGACAGAACGCCCAGUGUACGGAGCACGGCGGUAUCCCCGUGUGCUCUUGCAUCAAGGGCUACCACGGCGACGCGACCAUCGGCUGCCGACCAGAGUGCUUCACCAGCUCAGAGUGCUCUCGCCACCUGGCCUGUGUCAACUUGAAAUGCAUCGACCCGUGCUCUGGCCUUUGCGGGCCGAAUGCACAGUGUCGCGUCUCCAACCACAACCCGAUCUGCCACUGCACAGCGGGCUUCACCGGAGAUCCCUACAGGAUCUGCACGAUUGUCCCCUCCACCCCAGAGAGGCCCUCCAACCCGUGCGAGCCGAGUCCAUGCGGGUCGAAUGCCGUAUGCAAAGAGAGGAGCGGCCACGCCUCGUGCUCGUGUCGGCCCGGCUUCCUGGGGACGCCACCCAACUGCCGACACGAGUGCGUGCUGAGCAGCGACUGCGCCGCACGCCUAGCCUGCCUGGAGAACAAAUGCCGCGACCCUUGUCAGGAUCGGUGCGGCGUCGAGGCACUGUGUACCGUGCGGAACCACCAGCCGCUGUGCCGGUGCCCAGCCGGUUACACUGGCGACGCCAGCCGCCUUUGCCGGCCUGUGCCACGGGCGCCGACAACUCCGGCACCAAUUCCACAACAGCAACCAUGCUUCCCGGGCAAAUGCGGCAUAAAUGCCCAGUGUCGGGAGCACAAUGGUCUGGGAAUAUGCACGUGCCUGCCGGAGUACUUCGGCAACCCGUACGAAGGCUGUCGGCCCGAGUGCAUGAUCAAUGAUGACUGCGACCGCUCCAAGGCCUGCGAGCGCAACAAGUGCGUGGACCCGUGCCCCGGCGUCUGCGGCUUCCGUGCCGAGUGCCGGGUGCACGACCACGUGCCGAUGUGCUACUGCCCUGACGGGUACCGAGGAGAUCCGUUCACCGCAUGCACGCCUGUACCAUUGAAACCCGCACAACCGACUCAGCCAGUGGUAGUCGACCCAUGCUACCCAUCGCCUUGCGGUUCCAAUGCCGAAUGCAUCUCCAAGGACCGUGAUGACGACGACUUCGCUGUUGCCAUCUGCAAGUGUCUUCCGGGCUUCCCUAAGGGCGACCCGUACACCGGCUGUCGACCAGAAUGCGUCACCAACGCCGACUGUGCUCAAACUCGGGCAUGCGGGUCUCAGCAGAAGUGCAUUGACCCCUGCCCUGGACUUUGUGGACACAAUGCCGCGUGCAGAGUCAUCAACCACAAUCCACUCUGCUCCUGCAAUGAAGGCUAUACCGGAUCACCGUAUCAAGGAUGCAGGCAAAUACCACCGAAAGCACCAAGACAAACGUGCUUCCCCAACCCGUGCGGACCGAACUCUCAGUGUCGCGAGCUCAACGGCCGACCUACCUGUUCGUGCCUGCCUGGCUACUUGUCCAGCCCGCCCAACUGCCGACCGGAGUGCACCAUCCACUCCGACUGUCCCAGUCACCAGGCGUGCGUCGGAGAGAAGUGUGUCGACCCGUGUCCGGGAUCCUGCGGGCAGAACGCCGACUGUCGGGUCUUCAAUCAUAAUCCGGUCUGCAUGUGCCGUGGAGGGUACACUGGAGAUGCCUACGCACUUUGUACGCCCAUUCCCAAAACUCCGCCACCGACGGCACCGGCGGUGGCCGACCCAUGCUAUCCGUCACCGUGUGGAGCCAACGCAGAUUGCAGCGACAAGAAUGGCGUCGCAGUAUGCAUUUGCCGUGACGAAUACUUCGGGAACCCUUACGUCGGAUGCAAACCAGAGUGUGUCCUGGACACGGAUUGCCCACGGGACAAGAACUGUGACAACAAUAAGUGCAGAAAUCCGUGCCCAGGCCAGUGUGGCACAGGAGCAGAGUGUCACGUCGUCAACCGUAUCAUUAUGUGCAGUUGUCCUGAGGGCCACACCGGAGAUCCAUUCUCCUACUGCAGACUGGUGCCGCAAACACCACCGCCACUUGAGCCUCAGUACACCAACCCCUGUGUGCCAUCGCCUUGCGGCGAGAACGCCCAGUGCCGAGAGGCCAACAACGUAGCCGUGUGCUCUUGUGUGGCUGGUUACCAUGGCGACCCCACCAUCGGAUGCCGACCAGAGUGCGUCUCCAACGCCGAGUGUGCUCCGGCGCUGGCAUGCAUCAGCCAGAAAUGCAAAAACCCGUGCGCCGGCCUCUGUGGAGUCAACGCACAAUGUCGAGUCCUUAACCACAACCCAAGGUGCAACUGCCUGCCAGGAUAUGAAGGGGAUCCCUACAGGAGCUGUGCUGUUGUAAGAACUGAUCCGCCUCGCGACGAGAAUCCAUGCCAGCCGAGCCCGUGCGGCCCGAACUCGGAGUGUCGUGUCAAGAACGGCGGAGCGGCCUGCUCCUGCCUGUCGGGAUACAAGGGUGCUCCACCAGCCUGUCGCCCAGAAUGUGUCCUGAACACGGACUGUGCCGACCACCUGGCUUGCAUCGGACAAAAGUGUCUCGAUCCGUGCCAAGGACAGUGCGGCCAGAACGCCAGGUGUUCUGUACAAAACCAUCGUCCAGUGUGCAGAUGCGACUCUGGCUACACAGGAGAUCCGUUCCGAUAUUGCUCGCCAAUUCCUCAGACUACUGUCGCUCCGGUUGUUCAAGAACAAGACCCCUGCUACCCUGGAAAGUGUGGCCCGAACGCCCAGUGCCGCGUACACAACAGCAUCGGAGUUUGUAGCUGUCUACCAGAAUACUUUGGCAACCCAUAUGAAGGCUGCAAGCCCGAAUGUGUGGUUCACUCAGACUGUGAUCGCUCCAAAGCCUGCGAACGCAACAAGUGCGUCGACCCCUGUCGUGGCGUGUGCGGCUUCCGUGCUGAGUGCCGUGUGCAGAAUCACGUGGCCAUGUGCUUCUGCCCAGAGGGAUAUAAGGGCGACCCCUUCUCAGCAUGCACACCGGUUCCGGUCACUCAGCCACCACAGGAACCGGCAAAGGCCGAUCCUUGCUUCCCAUCUCCGUGUGGAUCAAACGCCGAGUGCAUAUCCAAGGACCGGGAUGAUGACGACUCCGCUGUUGCAAUCUGCAAGUGUCUUCCGGGCUUCCCCAAGGGCGACCCGUAUACCGGCUGUCGGCCAGAAUGUGUCACCAACGCCGACUGUGGUCAAACACAGGCAUGCGGGUCUCAGCAGAAGUGCAUCGACCCCUGCCCCGGCCUGUGUGGACACAAUGCUGCGUGCAGAGUCAUCAACCACAACCCGCUCUGCACCUGCAACGCUGGUUACUCUGGAUCGCCCUAUCAAGGAUGCAUUCAAAUCAAACCCGAGACACCCAAGCAAACCUGCUUCCCAAACCCCUGCGGGCCUAACUCGCAGUGUCGGGAGCUGAACGGACGUCCUACAUGCUCGUGUCUGCCGGAGUACCUGGGAGCGCCACCCAACUGCCGGCCAGAGUGUGUGGUCAACACCGACUGUCCCAGUUACCAAGCCUGCGUUGGGCAGAAGUGUGUCGACCCGUGCCCCGGAUCCUGUGGCCAGAAUGCCGAUUGUCGGGUUCAAAGUCACAAUCCAGUCUGCUCAUGCCUGCGUGGGUUUACGGGAAACGCAUAUGCCCUCUGCACUCCAAUUCCUCAAACUCCGCCGCCGACAGCACCGGCAGUGGCCGACCCAUGCUAUCCGUCACCGUGUGGAGCCAACGCAGAUUGCAGCGACAAGAAUGGCGUCGCGGUAUGCAUUUGCCGUGACGAAUACUUCGGGAACCCUUACGUCGGAUGCAAACCAGAGUGUGUCCUGGACACGGAUUGCCCACGGGACAAGAGCUGUGACAACAAUAAGUGCAGAAACCCGUGCCCAGGCCAGUGUGGCACAGGAGCAGAGUGUCACGUCGUCAACCGUAUCAUUAUGUGCAGUUGUCCUGAGGGCCACACCGGAGAUCCAUUCUCCUACUGCAGACUGGUGCCGCAGACGCCACCGCCAUUUGAGCCUCAGUACACUAACCCCUGCGUGCCAUCGCCUUGCGGCGAGAACGCCCAGUGCCGAGAGGCCAACAACGCAGCUGUGUGCUCUUGUGUGGCUGGUUACCAUGGCGACCCCACCAUCGGAUGUCGACCAGAGUGCGUCUCCAACGCCGAGUGCGCUCCGGCGCUGGCAUGCAUCAGUCAGAAAUGCAAAAACCCGUGCGCCGGCCUCUGUGGAGUCAACGCACAAUGUCGAGUCCUUAACCACAACCCAAGGUGCAACUGCCUGCCAGGAUAUGAAGGGGAUCCCUACAGGAGCUGUGCUGUUGUAAGAACUGAUCCGCCUCGCGACGAGAAUCCAUGCCAGCCGAGCCCGUGCGGCCCGAACUCUGAGUGUCGUGUCAAGAACGGCGGAGCGGCCUGCUCCUGCCUGUCGGGAUACAAGGGUGCUCCACCAGCCUGUCGGCCAGAAUGUGUCAUGAACACGGACUGUGCCGACCACCUGGCUUGCAUCGGACAAAAGUGUCUCGAUCCGUGCCAAGGGCAGUGCGGUCAGAACGCCAGGUGUGCUGUACAAAAUCAUCGUCCAGUGUGCAGAUGCGACACGGGAUUCACAGGAGAUGCCUUCCGAUACUGCUCGCCAAUUCCUCAAACUACUAUCGCUCCGGUUGUUCAAGAACAAGACCCCUGCUACCCUGGAAAGUGUGGCCCGAACACCAAGUGCCGCGUACACAAUGGAAUUGGAGUUUGUAGCUGUCUACCAGAAUACUUUGGCAACCCGUAUGAGGGCUGCAAGCCCGAAUGUAUGGUUCACUCAGACUGUGAUCGUUCCAAGGCCUGCGAACGCAACAAGUGCGUCGACCCCUGUCGUGGCGUGUGCGGCUUCCGUGCUGAGUGCCGUGUACAUAAUCACGUGGCCAUGUGCUUCUGCCCAGAGGGAUACAAGGGCGAUCCCUUCUCAGCAUGCACACCGGUUCCGGUCACUCAGCCACCGCAGGAACCGGCAAAGGCCGAUCCUUGCUUCCCAUCUCCGUGUGGAUCAAACGCCGAGUGCAUCUCCAAGGACCGCGAUGAUGACGACUCGGCUGUUGCGAUCUGCAAGUGUCUUCCGGGCUUCCCCAAGGGCGACCCAUAUACCGGCUGUCGGCCAGAAUGUGUCACCAACGCCGACUGUGCUCAAACUCGGGCAUGCGGGUCUCAGCAGAAGUGCAUCGACCCCUGUCCCGGCCUGUGUGGGCACAAUGCCGCGUGCAGAGUCAUCAACCACAACCCACUCUGCACUUGUAACACCGGUUAUACUGGAUCGCCGUAUCAAGGAUGCAUCGAAAUAAAACCGGAGGCACCCAAGCAAACCUGCUUCCCGAACCCCUGCGGGCCUAACUCGCAGUGUCGGGAGCUGAACGGACGUCCUACAUGCUCGUGUCUGCCGGAGUACCUGGGAGCGCCACCCAACUGCCGGCCAGAGUGUGUGGUCAACACUGACUGUCCGAGUUACCAAGCCUGCGUCUCACAGAAGUGCGUUGACCCGUGCCCAGGAUCAUGUGGACAGAAUGCCGACUGCCGGGUUCAGAGCCACAAUCCUUCCUGUUCUUGUCUACCUGGAUUCACCGGCAACGCAUAUGCUCUCUGCACUCGCAUUCCUCAAACUCCGCCGCCGACAGCACCGGCAGUGGCCGACCCAUGCUAUCCGUCACCGUGUGGAGCCAACGCAGAUUGCAGCGACAAGAAUGGCGUCGCGGUAUGCAUUUGCCGUGAUGAAUACUUCGGGAACCCGUACAGUGGAUGUAAACCAGAGUGUGUCCUGGAUACAGAUUGUCCACGGGACAAGAACUGUGACGGCAACAAGUGCAGAAACCCGUGCCCAGGCCAGUGUGGCACAGGAGCAGAGUGUCACGUCGUCAACCGUAUCAUUAUGUGCAGUUGUCCUGAGGGCCACACCGGAGAUCCAUUCUCCUACUGCAGACUGGUGCCGCAAACGCCACCGCCAUUUGAGCCUCAGUACACCAACCCCUGCGUGCCAUCGCCGUGCGGCGAGAACGCCCAGUGCCGAGAGGCCAACAACGCAGCUGUGUGCUCUUGUGUGGCUGGUUACCAUGGCGACCCCACCAUCGGAUGUCGACCAGAGUGCGUCUCCAACGCCGAGUGCGCUCCGGCACUGGCUUGCAUUAACCAGAAAUGCAAGAACCCGUGCGCCGGCCUCUGUGGAGUCAACGCACAAUGCCGCGUCCUCAACCACAACCCAAGGUGUAACUGCCUGCCAGGAUAUGAGGGAGAUCCCUACAGGAGCUGCGUUAUCUCGAGAACUGAUCCACCCCGUGACGAAAACCCAUGCCAGCCGAGCCCUUGCGGCCCGAACUCAGAGUGUCGUGUCAAGAACGGCGGAGCUGCCUGCUCCUGUCUGGAGGGAUACAAGGGUGCUCCACCAGCCUGUCGCCCAGAAUGUGUCCUGAACACGGACUGUGCCGACCACCUGGCUUGCAUCGGACAGAAAUGCCUCGAUCCGUGCCAAGGACAGUGCGGCCAGAACGCCAGGUGUUCUGUACAAAACCAUCGUCCAGUGUGCAGAUGCGACUCUGGCUACACAGGAGAUCCGUUCCGAUACUGCUCGCCUAUUCCGCAAACUACCGUCGCUCCGGUUGUUCAAGAACAAGACCCCUGCUACCCUGGAAAGUGUGGCCCGAACGCCCAGUGCCGCGUCCACAAUGGAAUUGGAGUUUGCAGCUGUCUGCCAGAGUACUUCGGCAACCCGUAUGAAGGCUGCAAGCCCGAAUGUGUGGUUCACUCAGACUGUGACCGUUCCAAGGCCUGCGAACGCAACAAGUGCGUCGACCCCUGUCGUGGCGUGUGCGGCUUCCGUGCUGAGUGCCGUGUGCAGAACCACGUGGCCAUAUGCUUCUGCCCAGAAGGAUAUAAGGGCGACCCCUUCUCAGCAUGCACACCGGUUCCGGUCACUCUGCCACCGCAGGAACCGGCAAAGGCCGAUCCUUGCUUCCCAUCUCCGUGUGGAUCAAACGCCGAGUGCAUAUCCAAGGACCGUGAUGAUGACGACUCGGCUGUUGCAAUCUGCAAGUGUCUUCCGGGCUUCCCCAAGGGCGACCCGUAUACCGGCUGUCGGCCAGAAUGUGUGACCAACGCCGACUGUGCUCAAACUCGGGCAUGCGGGUCUCAGCAGAAGUGCAUCGACCCCUGUCCCGGCCUGUGUGGGCACAAUGCCGCGUGCAGAGUCAUCAACCACAACCCACUCUGCACUUGUAACACCGGUUAUACUGGAUCGCCGUAUCAAGGAUGCAACGAAAUUAAACAGGAGACUUCCAAGCAAACCUGCUUCCCGAACCCCUGCGGGCCCAACUCGCAGUGUCGGGAGCUGAACGGACGUCCUACAUGCUCGUGUCUGCCGGAGUACCUGGGAGCGCCACCCAACUGCCGGCCAGAGUGUGUGGUCAACACUGACUGUCCGAGUUACCAAGCCUGCGUCUCCCAGAAGUGCGUCGAUCCGUGCCCAGGAUCAUGUGGACAGAAUGCCGACUGCAGGGUCCAAAGUCAUAACCCAGUCUGCUCAUGUCUGCCUGGGUUCACGGGCAACGCAUAUGCCCUCUGCAACCGCAUUCCUCAAACUCCGCCACCGACGGCACCGGCAGUUGCCGACCCAUGUUAUCCGUCACCGUGUGGAGCCAACGCAGAUUGCAGCGACAAGAAUGGCGUCGCGGUAUGCAUUUGCCGUGAUGAAUACUUUGGGAACCCGUACAGUGGGUGUAAACCAGAAUGCGUCCUGGACACGGAUUGCCCACGGGACAAGAACUGUGACAACAACAAGUGCAGAAACCCGUGCCCAGGCCAGUGUGGUACAGGAGCAGAGUGUCGCGUCGUCAACCGCAUCAUUAUGUGCAGUUGUCCUGAGGGCCACACCGGAGAUCCAUUCUCCUACUGCAGACUGGUACCGCAAACACCACCGCCAUUUGAGCCUCAGUACACCAACCCUUGUGUGCCAUUGCCUUGCGGCGAGAACGCCCAGUGCCGAGAGGCCAACAACGCAGCCGUGUGCUCUUGUGUGGCUGGUUACCAUGGCGACCCCACCAUCGGAUGCCGACCGGAGUGCGUCUCCAACGCCGAGUGCGCCCCGGCCCUGGCAUGCAUCAGCCAGAAAUGCAAGAACCCGUGCGCCGGUCUCUGUGGAGUCAACGCACAAUGUCGAGUCCUUAACCACAACCCCAGGUGCAACUGCCUGCCAGGAUAUGAAGGGGAUCCCUACAGGAGCUGCGCUGUUGCCAGAACCGAUCCACCCCGUGACGAAAAUCCAUGCCAGCCGAGUCCGUGCGGCCCGAACUCGGAGUGUCGUGUCAAGAACGGCGGAGCGGCCUGCUCCUGCCUGUCGGGAUACAAGGGUGCUCCGCCAGCCUGUCGGCCAGAAUGUGUCCUGAACACGGACUGUGCCGACCACCUGGCUUGCAUCGGACAGAAAUGUCUCGAUCCGUGCCAGGGACAGUGCGGCCAGAACGCAAGGUGUUCUGUACAAAACCAUCGUCCAGUGUGCAGAUGCGACACGGGAUUCACAGGAGAUGCAUUCCGAUACUGCUCGCCCAUUCCAGAAACUACUCUCGCUCCGGUUGUUCAGGAACAAGACCCCUGCUACCCUGGAAAGUGUGGCCCGAACGCCCAAUGUCGAGUACACAAUGGAAUUGGAGUUUGCAGCUGUCUGCCAGAAUACUUUGGCAACCCGUAUGAAGGCUGCAAGCCCGAAUGUGUGGUUCACUCAGACUGUGAUCGUUCCAAGGCCUGCGAACGCAACAAGUGCGUCGACCCCUGUCGUGGCGUGUGCGGCUUCCGUGCUGAGUGCCGUGUGCAGAAUCACGUGGCCAUGUGCUUCUGCCCAGAAGGAUAUAAGGGCGACCCCUUCUCAGCAUGCACACCGGUUCCGGUCACUCAGCCACCGCAGGAACCGGCAAAGGCCGAUCCUUGCUUCCCAUCUCCGUGUGGAUCAAACGCCGAGUGCAUCUCCAAGGACCGCGAUGAUGACGACUCGGCUGUUGCAAUCUGCAAGUGUCUUCCGGGCUUCCCCAAGGGCGACCCGUAUACCGGCUGUCGGCCAGAAUGUGUCACCAACGCCGACUGUGCUCAAACUCUGGCAUGCGGGUCUCAGCAGAAAUGCAUCGACCCCUGUCCCGGCCUGUGUGGACACAAUGCCGCGUGCAGAGUCAUCAACCACAACCCGCUCUGCACCUGCAACGCUGGUCACACUGGAUCGCCUUAUCAAGGAUGCACUGAGAUAAAACCGGAGACACCCAAGCAAACCUGCUUCCCGAACCCCUGCGGGCCCAACUCGCAGUGUCGGGAGCUGAACGGACGUCCAACAUGUUCGUGUCUGCCGGAGUACCUGGGAGCGCCACCCAACUGCCGGCCAGAGUGUGUGGUCAACACUGACUGUCCGAGUUACCAAGCCUGCGUCUCACAGAAGUGCGUUGACCCGUGCCCAGGAUCGUGUGGACAGAAUGCCGACUGCCGGGUUCAGAGCCACAAUCCUGUAUGCGUAUGCCUUCAGGGAUUCACAGGAGACGCCUAUUCGCUUUGUACACCGAUCCCACAAACUCCGCCACCAACGGCACCGGCAGUGGCCGACCCAUGCUAUCCGUCACCGUGUGGAGCCAACGCAGAUUGCAGCGACAAGAACGGCGUCGCGGUAUGCAUUUGCCGUGACGAAUACUUCGGGAACCCGUACAGCGGAUGUAAACCAGAGUGUGUCCUGGACACGGAUUGCCCUCGGGACAAGAACUGUGACAACAACAAGUGCAGGGACCCGUGCCCAGGCCAGUGUGGCACAGGAGCAGAGUGUCGCGUCGCCAACCACCGCAUCAUGUGUCAUUGUCCUGAGGGCCACACCGGAGAUCCAUUCUCCUACUGCAGACUGGUGCCGCAGACGCCACCGCCAUUUGAGCCUCAGUACACCAACCCCUGCGUGCCAUCGCCUUGCGGCGAGAACGCUCAGUGCCGAGAGGCCAACAACGCAGCCGUGUGCUCUUGUGUGGCUGGAUACCAUGGCGACCCCACCAUCGGAUGUCGACCAGAGUGUGUCUCCAACGCCGAGUGCGCCCCGGCCCUGGCAUGCAUCAACCAGAAAUGCAAGGACCCAUGUGUUGGUCUAUGUGGUGUUAGCGCGCGUUGUCGCGUUCUCAACCACAACCCCAGGUGCAACUGUCUGCCAGGAUAUGAGGGCGAUCCUUACAGACGCUGCGUGGUUACCAGACCCGAACAACCUCGCCCUGGAAACCCGUGCCAGCCGAGCCCGUGCGGCCCGAACGCGGAGUGCCGGGAGCUGAACGGCGGAGCCGCCUGCUCCUGUCUGGAGGGAUACAAGGGUGCUCCACCAGCCUGUCGACCAGAAUGUGUUCUGAACACGGACUGUGCCGAGCACCUGGCUUGCAUCGGACAGAAGUGUUUGGAUCCAUGCAGGGACGAAUGUGGUCAAGGUGCUAAAUGCACCGUGGUCAACCACAACCCUGUUUGCCGCUGCGAGGCAGGCCUCGUGGGCGAUCCAUACAGUUUCUGCAGAGCAGUGCCAACAACCACUCCAAGACCUGAACAACCACAAAACCCGUGCUACCCUGGCAAGUGCGGCCCGAACGCCCAGUGCCGUGUGCACAAUGACAUCGGCGUGUGCAGCUGUCUACCAGAGUACUUCGGCAACCCGUAUGAGGGAUGCAAGCCGGAGUGCUUGGUAGAUUCCGAGUGUGAUCGUUCCAAGGCCUGUGAGCGCAACAAGUGCGUGGACCCGUGCCCUGGCGUCUGCGGAUUCCGGGCCGAGUGUCGGGUGCAAAACCACAUGGCGAUAUGCUUCUGCCUGGAAGGAUAUAGGGGCGAUCCAUUCACUGCCUGCACACCGAUACCAGUCACACCACAACCAUCUGCCCCGGUUGAGACAGAUCCGUGCAAUCCAACGCCAUGCGGAGCAAACGCUGACUGCAUUGAGAAGAACGGUGUUGCCACGUGCAAAUGUCGCCCAGGAUACCCCAAGGGAGACCCUUUCAGUGGUUGCCGACCCGAGUGCAUCACCAGUGCCGACUGCGCGCAAACGAAAGCCUGCGGCACUCAGCAAAAAUGCAUUGAUCCAUGCCCAGGUCUUUGCGGCUCGAACGCCCUGUGCCAAACCAUCAACCACCAGCCGAUCUGCCGCUGCAACAGCGGCUACACGGGAGAUCCUUAUCGUGUGUGCACCAAAGAAAUUCCCCGCGAGCCGGUGAACCCGUGCUUCCCGAGCCCAUGCGGCCCGUACUCUGAAUGCCGUGUCUUGAACGGAGGUGCAGCAUGCUCUUGCAAGCCGACGUACAUCGGAGCACCACCACAGUGCCGACCUGAGUGCGUUGUGAACUCAGAAUGUUCCAACCACCUGGCCUGCAUUCAAGAGAAGUGCGUCGACCCGUGCCCGGGCAAGUGCGGGCUUAAUGCACAGUGCUCCGUGCGCAACCACAACCCGAAGUGCACAUGUCUUCCAGGAUACAACGGAGAUCCGUACUCUCGAUGUGUUCGGGAAAUACAAACGACCCCGAGACCGCCUGCUGCUGAGGUUGAUCCGUGCUACCCAUCGCCAUGUGGUGCCAACGCGGAUUGCACGAACAGAGAUGGUCUUGGCGUAUGCAAGUGUCGACCAGAGUUCUUCGGCAAUCCAUACGAAGGAUGCAGACCGGAAUGUGUUCUGGACACCGACUGUCAACUGGACAAGAACUGUGAAGCAAACAAGUGCAUCGAUCCUUGUCCUGGACGCUGUGGAUCCGGCGCCGAGUGUCUCGUCGCUAACCACGUCAUCAUCUGUUUGUGUCCGGCCGGCUACACGGGAGAUCCGUUCUCAUACUGUAGAUCGAUCCCUGACGAUCCUCCACGCCCAGAGCCGCCAUCGAACCCGUGCUUCCCGAAUCCGUGCGGACCGAACGCCCAGUGCCGUGAGGCGAACGGCGUGGCAGUCUGCGUCUGUCUGCCCGAGUACCGUGGUGAUCCCACGACGGGCUGCAGACCUGAAUGUGUAUCGCCGGCCGAAUGCUCAUCGGAUAAGACAUGCGUCAACCGUAAAUGUGUUGACCCGUGCCCCGGGGUGUGUGGACAGAACGCACAAUGCCGUGCUAUAAACCACAACCCGGUGUGCGACUGUCUGCCAGGCUUUGUCGGUGACCCGUACCGCCGUUGCACGCUGGAGGUGGUCACUCAGCCAGUCAAGGAUGACCCGUGCUCACCGAACCCAUGCGGACCGAACUCUAUCUGCCGUGUGAUCGGCGACAAGGCAGCCUGCAGCUGCGAACAGGGCUACAAGGGAUCGCCUCCAAACUGUCGCCCUGAGUGCGUCACCAACCCAGAAUGUUCGGCCGAUAAGGCGUGCUACGGACAAAAGUGCGUGGAUCCCUGUCCGGGCCAGUGCGGAACGAAUGCCAACUGUCUCGUACAGAACCACAAUCCAGUCUGCAACUGCCAGGCGGGAUACACUGGAGACCCAUAUCGGUUCUGCUCACCCAUUCCUAAAACCACUCCGAGACCCCAGGCACCACAAAACCCGUGCUACCCUGGCAAGUGCGGCCCGAACGCCCAGUGCCGUGUGCACAAUGACAUCGGCGUGUGCAGCUGUCUACCAGAGUACUUCGGCAACCCGUAUGAGGGAUGCAAGCCGGAAUGUGUGGUCAACAGUGACUGCGUCAAGUCCAAGGGCUGUGAAAGGAACAAGUGCGUUGACCCGUGUCCUGGUGUCUGCGGCUUCCGCGCAGAGUGUCGAGUUCAAGACCACGUGGCGAUUUGCUACUGCCCGGAUGGAUACAGAGGUGAUCCAUUCACAGCAUGCACACCAGUUCCAGUGACCGAGCCGCCGAGGGAGCCAGUCAAGACCGAUCCGUGCUUCCCGUCACCAUGUGGACCCAACGCCGAGUGCGUUACCAGGGACAAUGAUGACGACGAAAAGGCAGUAGCAAUCUGCAAAUGCCUCCCAGGAUUCCCGAAGGGAGACCCAGUAACUGGCUGUCGACCAGAGUGCACUGUCAAUGCGGAUUGUUCUCCGACACAGGCAUGUGGAUCCCUACAGAAGUGUGUGGACCCGUGCCCUGGAUUGUGCGGAGCCAACGCCCGAUGCAGCACAAUCAACCACCAACCGAUUUGCCAGUGCAACGACGGCUAUUCAGGAGACCCAUAUCGUACCUGUACUCCUAUUGUCCCCCGCGAGCCGGUGAACCCGUGCUUCCCGAGCCCAUGCGGCCCGUACUCUGAAUGCCGCGUCUUGAACGGAGGUGCAGCAUGCUCUUGCAAGCCAACGUACAUCGGAGCACCACCACAGUGCCGACCUGAGUGCGUUGUGAACUCAGAAUGCUCCAAUUAUCUGGCCUGCAUUCAAGAGAAGUGCGUCGACCCUUGCCCGGGCAAGUGUGGGCUUAACGCACAAUGUUCCGUGCGCAGCCACAACCCCAGAUGCACAUGUCUUCCAGGAUACACCGGAGACCCGUACUCUCGAUGUGUGAAGGAAAUAGCCCCAACUCCGAGACCACCGGCUGCUGAGGUUGAUCCUUGCUACCCAUCGCCAUGUGGUGCCAACGCGGAUUGCACAAACAGAGAUGGUCUGGGCGUAUGCAAGUGUCGACCAGAGUUCUUCGGUAAUCCAUAUGAAGGAUGUAGACCAGAAUGUGUUCUGGACACAGACUGUCAACUGGACAAGAACUGUGAAGCAAACAAGUGCAUCGAUCCUUGUCCUGGACGCUGUGGAUCCGGCGCCGAGUGUCUCGUCGCUAACCACGUCAUCAUCUGUCUGUGUCCGGCUGGCUACACGGGAGAUCCGUUCUCAUACUGUAGAUCGAUCCCUGACGAUCCUCCACGCCCAGAGCCGCCAUCGAACCCGUGCUUCCCGAAUCCGUGCGGACCGAACGCCCAGUGCCGUGAGGCGAACGGCGUGGCAGUCUGCGUCUGUCUGCCCGAGUACCGUGGUGAUCCCACGACGGGCUGCAGACCUGAAUGUGUAUCGCCGGCCGAAUGCUCAUCGGAUAAGACAUGCGUCAACCGUAAAUGUGUUGACCCGUGCCCCGGGGUGUGUGGACAGAACGCACAAUGCCGUGCUAUAAACCACAACCCGGUGUGCGACUGUCUGCCAGGCUUUGUCGGUGACCCGUACCGCCGUUGCACGCUGGAGGUGGUCACUCAGCCAGUCAAGGAUGACCCGUGCUCACCGAACCCAUGCGGACCGAACUCUAUCUGCCGUGUGAUCGGCGACAAGGCAGCCUGCAGCUGCGAACAGGGCUACAAGGGAUCGCCUCCAAACUGUCGCCCUGAGUGCGUCACCAACCCAGAAUGUUCGGCCGAUAAGGCGUGCUACGGACAAAAGUGCGUGGAUCCCUGUCCGGGCCAGUGCGGAACGAAUGCCAACUGUCUCGUGCAGAACCACAAUCCAGUCUGCAACUGCCAGGCGGGAUACACUGGAGACCCAUAUCGGUUCUGCUCGCCCAUUCCGCAAACCACUCCGAGACCCCAGGCACCACAAAACCCGUGCUACCCUGGCAAGUGCGGCCCGAACGCCCAGUGCCGUGUGCACAAUGACAUCGGCGUGUGCAGCUGUCUACCAGAGUAUUUCGGCAACCCAUAUGAGGGAUGCAAGCCGGAAUGUGUGGUCAACAGUGACUGCGUCAAGUCCAAGGGCUGUGAAAGGAACAAGUGCGUUGACCCUUGCCCUGGCGUCUGCGGCUUCCGCGCCGAGUGCCGAGUGCAAGAUCACUUCGCUAUGUGCUACUGCCCUGACGGCUAUCAAGGAGACCCAUUCACUGUCUGCACCCCUGUUCCGGCGACUCAGCCACCCAGGGAACCGGUAAAGACCGAUCCCUGCUACCCGUCCCCGUGCGGUCCCAACGCCGAGUGCAUUGCAAAGGACGAUGAUGACGAUGGACAGGCUGUGGCAGUCUGCAAGUGUCGUCCGGGUUUCCCCAAGGGGGAUCCCGUUACCGGCUGUCGCCCGGAGUGCACCACCAACGCCGACUGUUCCCAGUCAGAGGCGUGUGGCUCUCAGCAGAAAUGCGUUGAUCCUUGUCCCGGUGUGUGCGGCACGAACGCCCUGUGCACAGUGUUCAAUCACAACCCAAUGUGCAACUGCAAGCAGGGAUACCAAGGCAAUGCAUACGGAUACUGCUCACCAAUUCCACAGGAAACACCGAAACAGGGCUGCUUCCCGAACCCAUGCGGGCCCAACUCGCAGUGCCAGGAGGUAAAUGGUCGUCCGACAUGCUCGUGUCUGCCGGAGUACCUGGGAGCGCCACCCAACUGCCGGCCAGAGUGUGUGGUCAGCUCCGAUUGCCCCAGCUACCAGGCCUGCGUCUCGCAGAAGUGCGUCGACCCGUGCAUCGGCGCAUGCGGCCAGAACGCCGAGUGUCGCGUUCAGAAUCACAACCCACUCUGCUUCUGUCUGCCAGGCUACACUGGAAACGCUUAUCAGCUCUGCUCAGCAAUACCAGUAACGCCGAGACCGACAGCACCGGUAAAGGUCGACCCUUGCUUCCCGUCGCCAUGCGGCUCCAACGCCAACUGUGAGGAGCGCAACUCGAUCGCGGUGUGCAAGUGCAUCGAGGGCUUCUUUGGCAACCCGUACGUCAGCUGCCGGCCAGAAUGCCUGCUCAACCAGGACUGCUCGCGCGACAAGGCCUGCAGUCGCGACCUCAAGUGUGUGGACCCAUGUCCAGGCACCUGCGGCGUGGAGGCUGUGUGCAACGCUGUCAACCACAUUGCAAGCUGCUACUGCCCUGAAGGCAUGAUCGGAGAUCCCUUCGUCCAGUGUCGCUUCAAGCCCGCUGAACCGGUCCGGCCCCAAGAGCCGGCGAACCCAUGCGUGCCUUCUCCGUGCGGCCCGAAUGCCAACUGUCGCCUGAUGAACGGCGUGGCGCUUUGCACCUGCUUGCCGGGCUUCAUCGGCGACCCACUCGACCGGUGUCGCCACGAGUGCGUCUCCAGUUCGGAGUGCGUCUCGGACAAGGCGUGCAUCGGCUUCAAGUGCCGCGAUCCGUGUGAGGGCACGUGCGGUCAUCGGGCCGAGUGUCGCGUGGUGAACCACCAGCCGCGCUGCUCGUGCCCGUCCGGCCUCAGCGGCGACCCGUACCGCGCCUGCUACGACGCCCCGGUAACGCGGCCCGCCGUCGGCGACCCAUGCCAGCCGAGCCCGUGCGGUCCCAACUCGGUGUGUCGCGUGCAGGACGGCCGUGCCGCCUGCUCGUGUCGCGACGAGUACCAGGGUGCGCCGCCUAACUGCCGACCGGAGUGCGUGCUCAACGACGACUGUUCCUCGGACAGGGCCUGUGUCAGCCAGAAGUGUCAGGACAUCUGCCCUGGCUUCUGUGGAACCAAUGCAGUCUGCAAUAUGCGUAACCACAUUCCUACUUGCUCUUGCAACGCAGGAUACACGGGAGACGCCUACAGAUACUGUUCUCCCAUACCGCAGACUACACCAGCACCUGCCGAGCCAAGAAAUCCAUGCUACCCUGGCAAGUGCGGCCAGAACGCACAGUGCCGCGUCCACAACGACAUCGGUGUCUGCAGCUGCCUACCAGAGUACUUCGGCAACCCAUACGAGCGCUGCCGGCCCGAAUGUGAAAGUAACGCAGACUGCGAUCGCUCCAAGGCCUGCGAACGCAACAAGUGCGUGGACCCGUGCCCCGGCGUGUGCGGCUUCCGGGCCGAGUGCCGAGUGCAGGCGCACGUGGCCAUGUGCUACUGCCCGGCUGGCUACGAGGGCGAUCCAUUCACGUCGUGCCGAUUGGUGCCACCGCCCCAGGAGCCAGUGACCAGACCGCCGGCCACACCAUGCUUCCCGAACCCGUGCGGCCCGAACGCCGACUGCCAGGAGAAGAACGGCGUGGCGCAGUGCGUGUGCCGGACGGGCUACCCUCGCGGUGAUCCGAUCUCCGGCUGCCGGCCCGAGUGCGUCACCAACGAGGAGUGCUCGUUCUCUCAGGCGUGUAUGCGCCAGAAGUGCAGAGACCCGUGCCCGGGCGUGUGCGGCCUGAACGCACAGUGCACGGUGCAAAACCACAAUCCCAUCUGCCGCUGCAACGAAGGCUAUCGCGGCGACCCCUUCACCGUCUGCCGUCCCGAGCCUGAUGACGAGACACCUAGGCAGACCUGCUUCCCGAACCCAUGCGGGCCCAACUCGCAGUGCCAGGAGGUAAAUGGUCGUCCAACCUGCUCUUGUCUGCCGGAGUACCUGGGAGCGCCACCCAACUGCCGACCAGAGUGUGUGGUCAGCUCCGAUUGCCCCAGCUACCAGGCCUGCGUCUCGCAGAAGUGCGUCGACCCAUGCAUCGGCGUAUGCGGCGUCAAUAGCGAGUGCCGCGUGCAGAACCACGCGCCGCUCUGUUUGUGCGUGGCCGGCUACACGGGCGAUCCGUUCGUCACGUGCCGUCCGGUACCAACGACGCUGCCGCCGCGCCAGCCGGUGGUGGGCAACCCAUGCAACCCGUCGCCAUGCGGAGCCAACGCCUACUGCCGGGAGAAGAACGGUGUCGCCGUCUGCUCCUGCCAGGACGAGUACUUCGGAGACCCGUACUCGGGCUGUCGGCCAGAGUGUGUCCUGGACGAUGACUGUGCGCGCGACAAGCACUGCUCCAACCGCAAGUGUCGCGACCCGUGCCCGGGAAUGUGCGGUCUCAACGCCGACUGCCGUGUUAUCAACCACGUCCCGAUGUGCUCGUGUCCUGUGGGCUACACCGGCAACGGAUUCUCCAGCUGCUACCCGGUCCCGUCGACCUCGAAGCCGGCUGCACCCCCGCUGGUGCGCGACCCGUGCUACCCGAACCCGUGCGGCACGUACGCCACGUGCCGUGCCGUCAACGGCGUGGGCGUGUGCGCGUGUCCGCCCGACUACCUUGGCGAUCCGACGGUCGGCUGCCGGCCGGAGUGUCGCACGCCCUCCGACUGUCCGUUCGACGAGACCUGCGUCCGAGAGAAGUGUAUCGACCCUUGCCCGGGCACGUGCAGCGCCUUCACACAGUGUGUGGUGCGCGCCCACAACCCCAUCUGCACGUGCCUGCCCGGCUAUAUUGGCGAUCCGUUCCGAGGAUGCUAUCCGAGACCGGAAGCACCUCAGGAGAAUGACCCGUGCGACCCGAACCCAUGCGGAGAUGACGAUGACGACGCCACGUGCCGCGUGGUGAACGGCGUGGCACUGUGCAUCCCGGCCGAGCCGGAGCAGCCGCGCCGCGAGUGCUCCACCAACGCAGAGUGCGCACGCCACCUGGCCUGCAUCGGCUUCCGCUGCGUCGACCCGUGCCCAGGCAGCUGCGGCACCGGGGCGCGCUGCGACGUCAUCAACCACGUGCCCCGCUGCCACUGUCCGGCAGGCACCACCGGCAACCCGGUGCGCUACUGCGCGCCGGUGCCCGCCUCCACGCCGGCGCCGCGGCCGCAGGACCCGUGCUUCCCGUCUCCAUGCGCCGAGAACGCUCGCUGCCGCAAUCACAACGGCGUGGCUGUUUGCACGUGUCUGCCCGAGUACCAGGGCAACCCGUACGUCAGCUGCCGGCCCGAGUGCUUGUCGGACUCGGACUGCGCCAACACACUCAGCUGCCAGCGUCAGAAGUGUCGCGACCCGUGCCCGGGCACCUGCGGGCGCAGCGCUAUCUGCGAGGUGUUCGGCCACCGUCCGCGCUGCCGCUGCCCGCCGGGGUACCAGGGAGACCCGUACCAGCCGAGUGGGUGCCGACCGGUGCCGGCCACACCGCCGCCGGUGCCCGAGCAGCCGCGCGACCCGUGCCAGCCGUCACCGUGCGGCGACAACGCCGUCUGCAAGCGGCGCGGCACGGCCGCCGCCUGCGUCUGCCUGCCAGAGUACCAAGGCGACCCGUACGUCGGCUGCCGGCCCGAGUGCGUGCUCAACUCAGAGUGUGCACCACAGCUGGCCUGCAUCGGCCAGAAGUGCCGCGACCCGUGCAACUGCGGCCUCAACGCCGACUGCCAGGUGGUCAACCACAUCGCCUCGUGCGUCUGCCCGCAGGGUCACAUCGGAGACCCAUACCGCAUGUGUCACCUGGCGCCAAGUGCACCGCCCGACCCGUGCAACCCGUCGCCGUGCGGCCGCGGUGCCAUCUGUCGGGUGAGCGGCACCACUGCCGUCUGCUCGUGCCCGCCCGGCCUGUUCGGCUCUCCGUACGUCGAGUGCAAGCCAGAGUGCACGGCCGACUCGGACUGCUCCAACACCAUGGCUUGCGUGAACCUGCACUGCGUCAACCCGUGCAUCGGCCGCUGCGGCGUGGCCGCCGUCUGCGACGUGUACAACCACCGGGCGCAGUGCUCGUGCCCGCCGCCGCUCGAGGGCAAUCCGCACGUGCAGUGCCGCGAGCGGCCCCAGGCGCCUGUCGUGGUGCCCAGCGUCAAGCCCGAGUGUGAGGAGGACGACGACUGUUCACUCACGCAGUCCUGCAUCAGCGAGCGCUGCCAGGACCCGUGCGCGCUCUACCCGAGCGUGUGCGCCAGCAAUGCCAUCUGCCGGGUGAUCCGUCACCGCCAGGUGUGCUCCUGCCCGGACAGCAUGACUGGAAACCCGAACGUGCUCUGCUAUGAGCUCGGCUGCCGCUCCAACUCGGACUGCCCGUCCACAGAGGCGUGCAUCAACCGCCAGUGCCAGGACGUGUGCGCCUUCCAGAGCUGCGGCGCCAACGCGCGCUGUCGCGCCUUCAACCACCAGGCGCGCUGCGAGUGUCUGCCGGGCACGCUGGGCGACCCGUACACCGGCUGCCGGCAGCCCGAGUGCACCUCCGACCAGCAGUGUUCGUUCUCGCACGCCUGCCGCGACGAGCGGUGCGUGCCCGUGUGCACGGACGCCUGCGGCCGUCUGGCCGAGUGUCGCGCCAUCAACCACCGCGCCAGCUGCAGCUGCCCGCCCGGGUACACCGGCGAACCGACCGUCUCCUGCAGCCCCGUUCGGGAAGAGCCGCGCCACGAGUGCACCACCGACGCCGAGUGUCCGUCGCGGCACGCGUGCAUGGGCCACCGGUGCGUGAACCCGUGCCAGGCCAUCCAGCCGUGCGGCCUGAACGCCGAGUGCCGCGUGGUGGACAGCCUGCCGGCGAGGACCAUGCUCUGUCAGUGCCUGCCAGGCUUCAUCGGCGACCCAGACGUCGAGUGCCGACCCCCGCCCACCGAGGCACCCGGCUGUACCGACAACUCCGAGUGUCCCCCGUCCGAGGCCUGCCGCAACCGCGCCUGUGUCGACCCGUGCCGCGUGGCCAACCCGUGCGCGGCCAACGCCAUAUGCCGCGUGGCCAACCACGCCGCCACGUGCGAGUGUCCGGACGACUACGUGGGCAGCCCGUACACGGGCUGUUACCAGGCCCUGCCUCGACCCAGCCGCCGGUGCCAGGCCGCCGCCGACUGCAACGACAUUAACUCGUGCCUGGACGAGCGGUGCCAGAACCCGUGUCUCGUGGCCAACUCGUGCCCAGAGACGGCCACGUGCCGGCCCUACCAGCACGUGCCCUACUGCUACUGUCCCAACGGCACCACAGGGGACCCCAAUGUCGGCUGCGCGCCAGUGCCGGAGGCGGAGCCGGAGUGCAGGCGGGACACGGACUGCGCCGACACCCAGGCGUGCCAGCAGCAGCGCUGCGUGGACCCGUGCCGCACCUCCAGCCCGUGCGGCACCAACGCCAACUGCCGCACCGUCAGCCACCGGCCGUACUGCACCUGCCCGGCCGGCUACCUCGGCGACCCGUUCAGCCGCUGCUACAGACCUGAGUGCACGCGCGACGACGACUGCCCGCGCGACCGCGCCUGCAUCUCCGAGAACUGCCGCGACCCGUGCCAGACGACGUCCUGCGGCCGGCGCGCAGAGUGCCGCGUCACCGUGCACCGCGCCCAGUGCUACUGCCCGCCGGGCACCCAGGGCAACCCGCUGCUGGCCUGCGUCGACGUCGGCUGCCGCGUCAACGAUGACUGCGCAGACCACCAGCGCUGCGAGACGCGCAGCGGUGCGUGCGUGGCCGUCUGCAGCACCGGAACGUGCGCCUCUCUGGCCACCUGUACGGCCGACGACCACCAGGCACAGUGCACGUGCCCGCCCGGCUACAACGGCAACGCAUUCUUCCAGUGCAUCAGGGACGAGCCGCGAGUGCCGGCGCCAGUGUGCGUGGUGGACACGGACUGCGCGCCGGGCCUGGCCUGUCUCGCCGAGCGCUGCCAGGACCCGUGCGCCAGCAUCAGCCCGUGCCGCGGCGGCCAGCUCUGCUCCGUGCAGAACACGGCGCCGUUCCGCACCCUGGUGUGCCGCUGCCCGGCCGACAUGAUGCUGGACAGCUCGGGCCUGUGCAUCACCCCGGUGGUGGCCGAGCCCGAGUGCACGGUCGACUCGGACUGCAGUCAGGACGAGCAGUGCCAGCGCGCCAACUGCAUGCCCGUCUGCCGACCGGACCCGUGCGGCGCCAACGCCAUCUGCGAGCCAAAGCAGCACCGCGCCGUGUGCCGCUGCCCGCCCGGCUACGUCCAGAGCCAGUACAACGCCUGCCAGAGAGAGCCGCCGACGCCGCAGCCUCCGAUCGCGCGGCCCGAGUGCGUCUCCAACAGUCAGUGCCGCUUCGACCAGGCGUGCAUCAGCAGCCGCUGCCAGAGCCCGUGCGACGUGCGCAGCCCGUGCGCGCCCAACGCGCGCUGCGAGGUGCGCAACCACGGCGCCAUCUGCAGCUGCCCGCCGCGCCACAUCGGCAACCCGUUCAUCCAGUGCGUGCCGCAGCCGGAGCAGCCGCCGGUGGCAGGCUGCCAGAGCAACGACGACUGCCCGGCCCAGCUGAGCUGCCAGAACCGCCAGUGCCGCUCGCCGUGCAACUGCGGAGACAACGCCGACUGCAACGUCAUCAACCACCGGGCCAUCUGCAGCUGCCGCCAGGGAUACGACGGCAACGCGCAGACUGGCUGCUACCAGGUUGGAUGCAGAGACAACAGCGAGUGUCCGUCGGACUCGGCCUGUAUCAACCGCCAGUGCAUGCAGGUGUGCGCUGUGCAGAACCCGUGCGCGCUGAACGCACGCUGCGCCGGACAGAACCACCAGGCCUCCUGCUCGUGCCCCGAGGGCUUCGAGGGCGACGCGUACCAGCGGUGCCGCCCGGUGGGCUGCCGCUCCGACGACGAGUGUCCGGCCAGCCUGGCGUGCCGCAGCCAGCGGUGCGUCGACCCGUGUCUGUACCAGCAGUGCGGCUCCAACGCCGAGUGCCGUGUCCAGAGCCACCGAGCGCAGUGCGUCUGCCGGCCGGGCACCGAGGGCAACCCGCUGUUCGCGUGCCGCGCGCCUGAGACGCCGCCCAGCCGCACCUGCUCCAUCGACACGGACUGCGCCUCCCAGCUGGCCUGCAUGUCCGGUGUGUGCGUCAACCCGUGCCUGGAGGUGCGUCCGUGCGGCCAGGGAGCCACCUGCAAGGUGCUCGAUACGGCGCCCUACCGCACCAUGGUCUGCCAGUGCCCGCCGGGCUACGAGGGAGAUGCCUACGCCGGCUGCCGCCUGAUGAUCAUCGCGACGCCCGGCGGCUGCACGUCCAACUCGGAGUGCGCCGCCCGCGAGGCCUGCAUCAACCGCCAGUGCCGCGACCCGUGCGACUGUGGAGACAACGCCCGCUGUGACGUCAUCAACCACCGCGCCAUCUGCACGUGCAAGCCUGGAUACGAGGGCAACCCGCAAAUCGCCUGCCUGCCAAGCGGCUGCCGAUCAGACAGCGAGUGCGGAGACCGCGAGAUGUGCUACAGUGGCAACUGUGUCAACCCGUGCAGCGUCUCCAACCCGUGCCUGCGCAACGCCGAGUGCUACGCCCAGUCGCACCGGGCCCAGUGCCGCUGCCUGCCUGGAUAUGAGGGAGACGGCGAGCGCCGCUGCUCGGCCGUCGGCUGCUCAUCGGACGCCGAGUGUCCGUCCAACCAGGCGUGCCUGAGCCGGCAGUGCGUCAACCCGUGCCUCUACCGCAACCCGUGCGCCUCCAACGCCGAGUGUUUCGUGUCGCUGCACCGGCCGCAGUGCCGCUGUCCGGCCGGCUACGUGGGCAGUCCGCUGGUGCUGUGUGUGCCCGAGCCCAGCCCCGUGUGCCUGAUGGACUCGGACUGCGGACCGCGCCUGGCCUGUAUCUCGGACCAGUGCGUGCCGCCGUGCAGCACCAUCGACCCGUGCGCCGACACGGCCCGCUGCUCGGUGGUCAACACGGCGCCGAUGCGCAGCAUGGUCUGCCAGUGUCCCGAGGACAUGGUGCCCGACAGUGUGGGAGGCUGUGUGCCCAUCCAGGUGACCGGCACCGUGGGCUGCGCCUCCAGCUCCGACUGUCCCAGCGACCAGGCCUGUGUGAACGGCCGCUGCCAGGACCCGUGCGAAUGCGGCCCGAACGCCGACUGCCGCGUGGUCAACCACCGCGCCAUCUGCGAGUGCCGCGCCGGCUACUCGGGCAACCCCAACAUCUUCUGCGCCGAGGUCGGCUGCAGCGACGACGACAGCUGCCGUUCAGACGAGACCUGCGUGAACGGAGAAUGCAUCAACCCGUGCGUCUACAGAGACCCGUGCGCACUGACGGCCCGCUGCUACGCCGAGAACCACGCGGCCGCCUGCCAGUGCCCGGAGGGCAUGCAGGGUGACCCCUUCACCCGCUGCGAGCCGAUCGGCUGCCGCGCUGACAGCGAGUGCGCCAUGACACAGCGCUGCCAGAACCGGCAAUGUGUGGACGUCUGUCUGUACGACGACCGGUGCGCGCCCAACGCCGAGUGUCUGGCGGUGCGUCACCAGGCCGUGUGCCGGUGCCCGCCGCACCUGCCGCUCGGCGACCCGCAGUUCGACUGCCAGCCGCGCAAGACGCCCGUGGUGGCCGAGCCCGAGUGUCGCCGGGACGCCGACUGCGGCCCGCAGCUGGCCUGCGUGGACGAGCGCUGCCAGAACCUGUGCGCCGUGCUGGCGCCGUGCGACAGCUCGGCCGAGUGUCGCGUGGUGGACACGCUGCCGCGCUCCGUCACCUGCGUCUGCCUGCCCGGCUUUGUGAUGGACCUGGCCGGCCGCUGCAGGCCCGUGGCUCUGCCCACACCGCCCGGCUGCACGGCCAACUCGGACUGCCCUAGCACGGAGGCCUGCUUCAACCGCCAGUGCCGCUCGCCGUGCAACUGCGGCACCAACGCCGAGUGCACCGUCACCAACCACCGCGCCGUCUGCAGCUGCCGACAGGGAUACGAGGGCAACGCCAACAUCGCCUGCCACGCCAUCGGCUGCCGCGGCAACUCAGAGUGCCCCUCUCACCAGGCCUGCGUCAACAGCGAGUGUGUCAACCCCUGUCUGGUACGCAACGACUGCGGACUCAACGCUGAGUGCUACGUGCGCGACCACAACUCGUUCUGCCGCUGCCUGCCGGGCUACGAGGGCGACCCGCAGGGCCGCUGCCUGAUCGCCGGCUGCAGGGACAACGACGCCUGCCCCGACCACCAGGCGUGCAUCAACCGCCAGUGCGUCAACCCGUGCCUGUUCGACCGGCCGUGCGCGCCGAGCGCCGAGUGCGAGGCGAUCCGGCACCGCGCAGAGUGCCGCUGCCCGCCUGGCUACGUCGGCAGCCCGCUGAUCGCCUGCGUGCCCGAGCCGCGGCCCGACUGCGAGCGCGACUCCGACUGCGCCUCACGGCUGGCCUGCAUGGACGGCCGCUGCGUGAACCCGUGCGCCGCCGACGAGCCUUGCGGCGACGACGUCGAGUGCCGCGUCAUCGACUCUGUGCCGGUGCGCUCCAUGACCUGCGUGUGUCCGGACGGCUACGUGGGCGGUCCGGACCGCACCUGCCAACCGCUGACGGCCAUCACCAUCGGGUGCCGGUCACACGACGAGUGCGGACCGACCCGGGCCUGCGUCAACGCCAUCUGCGUGCUGCCCUGCCAGUGCGGCGCCAACGCCGACUGCCAGCUGGUCGGACACAAGCCGGUGUGCUCGUGCCGUCCGGGCUACGAGGGCAACCCGAACCUGGCCUGCCACGAGGUGGGCUGCCGCGCCAACUCCGACUGCCCCAGCACCCACGCCUGCAUCAACGGACAGUGCGAGGCCGUCUGCGACGAGCGCCACUCGCCGUGCGGCCAGAACGCCAUCUGCAAGCCCGCUGAGCACGUAGCCCAGUGCACGUGCAAGCCGGGCACGCAGGGCGACCCGCGCACGCUGUGCUUGGCCGUCGGCUGCACGGACAACUCCGAGUGCCCGCCGGAGGCCGCCUGCAUCAACAGCCAGUGCAAGGACCCGUGCGAUGAGCACGACUGCGUCGAGCCGGCUGUCUGCAAGGUGUUCAACAACCAGCCCACUUGUGUCUGCCCGCCAGGAUUCGAGACACAGAUCUCGGAUGACGACGGAGACCGCAAGCCGGAAGUCAAAUGCGUCCCAAUCGUGGUCGGCUGCCGACUCGACUCCGACUGCCCCUCGGGAACGGCCUGCAUCGAGGGCAACUGCGUGGACCUGUGCGCCGAGUUGAACCCGUGCGCCGAGCACGCUCAGUGCACCACCGUCGACACGGAGCCCGUGCGCACCAUGAGCUGCGAGUGCCUGCCCGGCUACCGCGGCAACGCCAAGGAGGAGUGUCUGCCCAUCCCCGGCUGUCCGACGGAGCGCGGCUUCGUGCUGGGCGCUGACGACCAGUGCAUCUGCCCGCCCACGUACGGCGUCAGCGCUGACGGCAUCUGCGCGCCCUGCGACGAGACGCUCGGCUACCGGGUCGACGAGAACGGUCACUGCGUGUGCGCCGUCGAGCGCGGCAUGGUGGUCGACGCCAACGGCAACUGCGCCUGUCCCGAGCGCUACGUGCUGGUGAACGGCGUGUGUACGGGCGUCGAAACGCCGCCGCCGCGCCGCGAGUGCGAGACCAACGACGACUGCGCCGAGGACAAGUUCUGCGAGACGCGAGACAACACGUGCCAGGACCCGUGCAAGUACUCCGAGUGCGGCAGGAACGCGUUCUGUGUGGCACGCGCGCACGAGCCCGUGUGCAGCUGCAUCCCGGGCUACUUUGGCGACGCAUACCAGGAGUGCCGCACGGCGCGCACCGACCUGCCGCCGCGCAACUUGGUGGUCAACUGCCAGCACGACGGUGUCCAGGUGGACGUCAACGUCGGCGAAUUCAACGGCCUCAUGUACGUCAAGGGCUACUCGCAGAACAGCGAGUGCCGCAAGACGCUCGGCACCGGCGACAACACACAGAACGUCGACUUCAAGGUGCUCUUUAACACCUGCGGUCUGAUCCAUGUUGAUGGAGAAGCGGCCUUUGUGCUCGUCAUCCAGAAACAUCCCAAACUGGUAACGGCCAAGGCGCUCGCCUAUCAGGUCCGCUGCGUCUACAAGACGGGCGAAAAGAGCAUCAACAUCGGCUUCAACGUGUCCAUGCUGACUACUGCCGGCACGAUCGCCAACACGGGCCCGCCGCCGACUUGCACCAUGUCCAUCUGCACUAGCGACGGCGAGGAGAUCAACACGGCCAAGAUCGGCGACCAGCUGAUGCUGAAGGUGGACGUGCAGCCCCAGGACAUUUAUGGCGGCUUCGCGCGCAACUGUAUCGCAACCACCGUGGACGACAACGAAGAGAACGAGUACUUGGUGACAGACGAGAACGGCUGCGCCACAGACCCAUCCAUCUUCGGAGAGUGGGACUUUGACCCGCGAGCCAACCAGCUCAAGGCCAUCUUCAACGCAUUUAAGUUCCCGUCAUCCAACAACAUCAAGUUCCGGUGCAACAUCCGCGUGUGCUUCGGCCUGUGCCCGCCAGUGAACUGUAAUGGUCUGGACGCGUUCGGCCGUCGCCGUCGGCGUUCGCCCAUCACCAGCGAGCAGGAGGCGGUCGUCAGCGACUCGGACAGCCUCUUCAGCGGAAAGCUGCGCGAGGAGAUCCUCGUCCAGAGUCCGGCCAUCCUCACACUGGAGCAGAGCGAGCCGACCGAGAACAGAUUCGUUGACCCACAAGAGCCCGAGGUGGCGCAGGCCGGCCUCGGACCGGACGAGAUCUGCGUCAGCAAGCUGGGCUUCAUCAUCGCGCUCAUCAUCACGGCGCUGCUGGCACUGGUGGCCGUGGCCAUCGCCAUCAGCUGCUGGUUGAUGGCGUACCGGCGGCGGCGCAAGGUGGACGGCCCACUGCCGCACCCUGCCGAGUUCCCCAACCCGCUCUACACCACACCGGAGCCGCUGGCCGAGCCCAGUCCCGACUACCACAGAUGAGCCGAGCGACACACAACCUUAGACGAGAGUGUGUGUGAGACAGAGAGAGAAAGGAUCCGCGCGCACCGCACGCACGCCAAAUGUGAUAUAGAAAGGGCGCUGGGCGCCGGCGUGCGUGUGCAACUGAGCCGUUAGAAUGUGUAUGUGACUAGUGAGACAGUAUUGCGCGCAGCGCCGCGGAUGUAAGGUGGACCGCGGUGCUCUACUGUGAAACAGUGAGACUGCCAAACCAGUGUCCUGGUCAUGUGUUUUCGUUUCAAGUGUACCCUCGCCUGAUAUUGACCAAAUCAUCUUCACGCUUACACGCAUGCACACAGACAUACAGAGCAAGACAGAGGCUGGCUACGCGUCUGCCACCGAAUGUGUGCGACGCAGCAGCGCCGGCGUAGGGUACCGUGUAUAAAGUGUGCGUACGGAGCCGGACGUCCGCUUGAGAUUCCUCGGCGGUGUUGGCGCGGGCGGCGGCACGUCUUGGGGAAGUGCCGCCGCCGUCCCGAGGCCACCACCGCUGGGCUAAUAUCGACCGGCGCCGGCGACCGACCGCCAGCGAGCGAGAGCUACUGAGAGGAAACGGAGCGAGCGGCUGCCGGCCGUGGGUGCAGCGGCGGCGCCAGUUGUUAUGUGAAUCAGCGCUCGGCCGCUACCGAUGUGUGACACGCGUUCUCUAUCGAGGUCCGUUUGACGACGAUCACUGGCUCUUUUAACUGUUCUUCGCCAGUGAACACACCGACUACACACGCACGCCUGAAGUUACUAUGACUAGUGCAUCUAUCUACCUGUCCGCCACUUUAUUCUCACACUCGAACAUUCUGUGCUACCAGGCUAAGCUCCAACUUUAAUGCGCAAACACGGUGUGAUUCAGCUGUUCGUCUAACAAAUAGGCCGCUCAUUAACCUCGAACGCUGUCUGUGUAAAAUAUUUAAUUUUUGUAAUUGUUUGGUCAAUACAUUUUAAUAA